Molecule: messenger RNA, 67711 nt
Organism: Coregonus sp. 'balchen'
Lineage: Eukaryota; Metazoa; Chordata; Actinopteri; Salmoniformes; Salmonidae
Source: the annotation of a GenBank genome assembly
GAGAGGGUUAGGCUAGCCCCAUUCCUCUAUGGUGGUGGCUCUGGCUCUGGCUCUUUGUCAGUUCAGUGCAGGGUAGAGGAUAAGGGGGGUGGCUACGUGGCUGAGUGGUGUGUAUAUAUCAUGUGCACAAUAAAGCAGGCGAGCACAGUUCAGCCAUGAAAGCCCAGCGGGAGAGGCUGAGGAUUCCCGGACUGACAUUGGAGUGAGUAUUUUCCCUCUCUUUUUCUUGUGGUGGUGACAGCACCACUGCUCCACACUGCAGCAGACCGCUUCAUUGGUCUCUGCCGCUGCUGCUGCACCUUUUGUUGUUGUUAUUUCUCUGUAGCUACAACAAGCGUUGUGGAGCGUUUAUCAUUAUGCAGCAUUGCCACAUACAGCAGCAGCACUGUUGCAGCGUACACAGCAGGAUGUGGAAUGUCAAAUCCUCUGCAUUGAUUUAUAGCGACAGGGACUGUGUGUGUGUCUGUCGAGCAGAGGACUGCCACACAACCUCUGUUUGGUUGUGACGACACACUGACACACACACAAACACACAUAGACGUACACUCUCACACAUACUGAAACGCACCACUAAAUCAUUGUGACAGUGUGACUAUUAAAUGGCAGGCAUUUGUGAGGCAUGAUCAAUAUGUUGAUUGGCAGUAGAGCGGUCUUAUACCCAAGGCCUUGUUGGCUAACGGAUCCUGCCUGCUACCAGUCACAGUAAUCUGCACGGCCAGAGACUCAAACAACACAGGCUCUGUUAUGGCCCUUUCAUUUUCCUAUUGCACAUCAUACAGAUUAGUUCUUAGUGUAAUGACCCGUGAAGGCAGUCGAUUGGGUUCUCUCGGGUCACCAAGGCACAUGUUUGUUUGCGUCCUCCGAGGCUUAAGCUAGCGCAAUUGCAGGUAUUGCUCUGUAGGCACAUACGUUGCCUACUCAUUUAAUUUAGAUCCAGUUCAGUGUCAUUACUGACAGGAAAGUCUAUGGUUUGAUUUUGAAUUCAUCAGCUCUAUGGAACAAUACCAGUGUUUAAUCACAGACUACUGAUACUGUUGCGAUACUGUACUAUUAUUCGCUAAUCAUUUUAGAUUCUGUCUACUAAGUGCCAUGAUAGCAGGCAAAAGUCUGACUUUUUUAUUUAUUUGGAUUACUCAAAGUAAACAUGCAAUGGUUUGGAGGGCUAAAAGAUAUCUAUCACAUGUAAAGUGAAGACCUUUUUAAGAAGUGAGAUUUCUUUCCAUCAGUGAAGUUACUGUAAAGGGGUAGAAGGCCAAGGUUACAUGAUUGUCUUCUCAUAGCCUUUAGUAAUCCUUCAGAUUUCAAGUAGGAGUUGGUUUCAUUGUUUGCCUGUUUCAGGUUUCACUCCACCUCUGUGUGUGGAUAGUUUAGACCGUUUUUAUUAUAAUCGCUUAAACCAAUCAAGCCUCAAGGACCAAACAAAGUCUCUAAUCCUCAAAGAAGCUAAACCUGUGUUGUGUGAAUAGACAAGUACCUUAGUAACCUAUUUCCAAAACACCAUUUUGUUUCAUUUCAAAGGGGACCAUUUGUUAUGCUGUGAUGCUGUGGUUAAUGUAUGUCAGCUAGCUAGCAGAACAGGGUAUGUGUCUGCAUACAUCAGCCAAAAUCACUUCACAGGGCUUCUAAGUGAGAGUAAUCAUUGUCCUGUGCAAAUUUAGUGUGCUAAAGAAAUCACUAUUUACAAAACUUACAUUUAACUUCCAGCCUCACUCCCCGAAGCUUGAGCCCGACACCCACAAGUCCUUGCAGCCCGCUCAGCCCGCUGCACGCGUUUCAUUUUUGGAGGUAAGCGUCACAAGCUCUACUUCUUCGACCAUCAAGGCCAUUUUGUUUUUGGUGGUUGAGGAACAAAUAAUGCUGGAUUGUGAAAGGUUGAGUCGAAAUUGCAUGCAAUUAUCUGUUUGUUCUGACAGAAGUGUGUUUUUGGAUUUCUCUCUGAAAUAUUCUGCCUUUGGAGCAGCAUUGAUGGAAGAGGAGGACACAGUGCUUACAGUGCCUUUGGAAAGUAUUCAGACCCCUUGACUUAUUCUAAAAUGGAAUAAAUAAAUAAAUAAUCCUCAGCAAUCUACACACUACCCCAUAAUGACGACAGCGCGUGAUGUUUGCACAUUUAUUACAAAUAAAAAAAACAGAUACCUUAUUUACAUAAGUAUUUAGACCCUUUGCUAUGAGACUCGAAAUUGAGCUCAGGUGCAUCCGGUUUCCAUUGAUCAUCCUUGAGAUGUUUCUACAACUUGAUUGGAGUCCACCUGUGGUAAAUUCAAUAAUUGGACAUGAUUUGGAAAGGCACACCUGUCUAUAUAAGGUCCCACAGUUGACAGUGCAUGUCAGAGCUAAAUCCAAGCCAUGAGGUUGAAGGACUUGUCCGUAGAUCUCCGAGACAGGAUUGUGUCGAUGCACAGAUUUUGUUUAGAUAUGUAGCUAGCUAGCUAAACAAUUAACCAUAAUCCCAACUCUAAUGCCGCGUUCAACACAACUGGGAACUCGGAAAAAAACAAGCUUCGAACAGUCAUUCAACUCGGGAAAUCUGGCAUCUUUCUAGAGCUUCGACUUUCCGACCUGAAGAUCCCUGACGUCAUGAUUUUUCCUCGUAUUUUUCAGAGUUACCAGUUGUUUUGAACGAGUGUGUGGGGUGUGUACUAUUUCGGAAAUGCACUUCAUGUUCGAGCCAUGGACCAUCCAUACUUCAGUAAAUCAAAUACAAUCACCGACUGUUUGCUCAUUGCUCUUGCUCUAAGAUGGCAACUCGGCGCAGAUGUGCAUGUGCCAAUUGAAUCUCAACAGGGAAACAGUCUGUGGUUGUAUUUGAUUUAAUGUUUAUUGAAAAAGUGGAUUUCAGCAAACAAAGAAAGGCAUGCAACUAAAAGGACAAACAUAGAUACAAGGAAAGCGUUUUACAAUUAAACUUUUUGGGACAUAGGAAUCUGGAGUGGAAUUUAGUCAACUAUUGAUUAGGCUACUGUGUGCCUCCACUGGCAAAAUGUAUGCCAUAACUAAUUGCGUUACCGCUAAGACCAGCUUUUGGAAAAUAGCAGAGCGCUGGCUUUUACAAGUCGAUAUUGCAGAAGAGCGUGAGUUUGAUACUAGCGCUGUCGUAACGCCAGCCGAAAAUAGAGCCUCAUGUAUUUAACGUAAGCUAUCACUAGUUGGCUGUACCUGAGCCAAAACGUCGGUAAUUCUCGGCCUAUAGCUUGGCGUCAAUCUUCUUUUUAAAUGGUAAACCAACAUGUUUUCGUGAUACAUAUAGAAUCACAAUACAUGUCGUACCGGCACCCAAGUAUAGUGAUAUAAUGAUAUUGUAAGGUCCCUGGCAAAUCCCAGCCUUAGUCAAUAGUUACCAUCUAAGUAUAUUCUGCUAUCUGGUUAGUGAGCAUGUGGUUCUUGCUACUGUGGCUGAUGCAUUUAAGACUUCAAAGGGAGUCUGUAUCAACUGGAGAAGUGACGGAGGAGGAGGGGGACAUGGCUGUCUCCCUGAGUGUUCCCCUUUUCUCUCUCUCUUCUCUCUUCUCUCUCCCCAAGUUCUUAUUUUCUCUCCUCUCCGCGUUUUGCACUAAUGAUGUCGGAGAUAGCAGGUCACUCUGUCCUCUUCACUGUCUCUUGAUGUGUCGCCUGGCGAGCUGCCCUGAAUCAGCAUUUUGGUCCUGGAGUAGGUUCCUCUGGUUUUGCAUAUUCAACUGGGUCAUUGAGCCCGAUUCCUCCUUUUGUUGUAUUAAACAUUCUGGUUCACCAUGUUUUGCUAGGUAGUUAACGUUAGCUAGCGCUAGUUCUCCUCCUAUAGCUUGGCCUCAAUCUUCUUUUUAAAUGGUAAGCCAGCAUGUUUUCAGCACUUUUAUUUCCAUGACUGAGCAAAACUUGUUUUUAUUAUGUCUCUCUCUUGUCCCUCUGCAGCAUAUCUAGUGAGCAAUAUGUUUGGAACAUUGAAUUGCAAUAACAAUGUAGUAUCGAAUCAUAAUACGUAUAGAAUCGUGAUAAAUAUAGACUCAAAAUACAUAUCGUAUCAGCACCUAAGUAUCGUGAUAAUAUCGUAUUGUGAUGUCCCUGGCAAUUCCCAGCACUAGUCAAUAGCAGAAUAUACUUAGAUAGUUCCUAUCUGGUCAGUGAGCCUGUGCUUCUUGCUACUGUGACUGAUUCAUGUCAAGACUUCAAAGGGACUCUGUAUCAUCUGGAGAAGUGACAGAGGAAGAGGGGGACAUGGCUGUCUCCCUGAGUGUUCCCCUUCAAUUUUCGCUCUUCUCUCUUUCCCCAAGUCCUUAUUUUCUCUCCUCUCUGCGCACUAAUGUUGUCAGAGAUAGCAGGUCACACGGUCCUCUUCACUAUAUCUUGAUGUCACCUGCCGAGCUGCACUGAAUCAGCCUUUUGUUCCUGGAGUAGGUUCCUCUGGUCAUUGAGCCCGAUCCCUCCUUUUGUUGUAGUAACCAUUCUGGUUAAUUAAUAUUUGACAUAAUCCCUCGUCUUCUCCCCUCCUACACCAAGUUAUUUGUUUGUGAUGGGAAGGACAAAGGGGAAAGGAGUUCAUCCUUUCUGAGAAACAUGCUGUUUUACUUGUGUGAUUGAUAUGCUACAGGGGCCUCAUUUAUAAACGUUACGUACGUACAAAAUAUACCCCAAAACAUGCCUGCUCCAGUUUUCCCGCAAAAGUAGGCAUUUAUAAAAAUUGAACUUAGCGUGAGAAUGCAAUAUUCAGACCAUGCGUAUGCACAUUUUCUAGUGGUUGAAGUAUUGUAUUGCAACCAGGCAAGUUGGUAUUUUGUGCAAAUGGGGGAUAUGAUGACACGCUUAUUCAUAAAAAAAAGAACAUAGCCUAAUAACAAGAUUCAGCCAUUUGACGUUAGUAAGAAGAGCGAAAAUCUGUGUAUUGUUUUUUUGAAUCCAACAAAUGUAGACAUGAGAAUCCAUUUCCUAUUUUAUUUUCAUAACCAUUGCAGAAUAAAUUCCGGUACCCUUCCCCAGAUCUGUGCCUCGACACAAUCCUGUCUCAGAGCUCUACGGACAAUUCCUUCGACCUCAUGGCUUGGUAUUUUCUCUGAGAUGCAUUGUCAACUGUGGGACCUUUAUAUUGACAGGUGUGUGCCUUUCUAAAUCAUGCCCAAUCAAUUGAAUUUACCACAGGUGGACUCCAAGUUGUAGAAACAUCUCAAGGAUGAUCAAUGGAAAAAGGAUGCACCAGAGCUCAAUUUUGAGUCUCAUAGCAAAGGGUCUAAAUACUUAUUUAAAUAUGGUAUGUUUUUUAUUUUUAAUAAAUGUUCAAACAUUAUGCGCUUUGUCAUUAUGGGCUUUGUCAUAAGUUAUUUCUGUUAUUUUUAAUAAAUUAGCAAACAUUUAAAACAGUUUUCGCUUUGUCAUUGUGGGGUAUUAUGUGUAGAUUGAGGACAUUUAAAAAUAUAUAUAUAAAAUCAAUUUUAGAAUAAGGCUGUAACGUAACAAAAUGUGGAAAAGUCAAGGGGUCUGAUUACUUUCCGAAUGCACUGUAUGCAACUAAAAUAUACACAAAAAUAUAGGUGCAGUGAAAUUUGUUGUUUUACAGGGUCAGACAGAGUAGUACGGCACCCUUGGAACUAAUUAAGGUUAAGUGCCUUGCUCAAGGGCACAUUAGCAGAUUUUUCACCUUGUCGGCUCGGAUAUUCGAAUCAGCAAACUUUCGGUUACUGGCCCAAGGAUGCCUGCCAUCACUACUGUAAGUACUGUUAUAAAAUGUGUAGCCUAGGCAAUGUUUCAGAAUUUGCAGGCAGUCCAGCGUAUUACAUUUUGGGGAAAAGUCAAUGCAGACAUUGUUGAAUUUAAACGUUCUGCUGACGAGUCCACAACGAUUUGCCAUUGUUUUUUUAUUUUGUUAAACUUUUCCAAAAAUAGCAUAAGUUACUGCAAAAUAAUAAAAUAUUCUGCCAACACCAAAAACAUUUGAUCAAAUUUGCCAUUGCGCUUUCUUUUAGAAACUGCCGUUGCCUAAUUCCAAUAGUUCCAAAUUAUACAGUAAAUUAAGGGCGUUAUUGUCACCACAAAAGGUGAAUAGAGCGUGUUUUUCAGGCGGAGUUAUAAUCCUCGUUCUUGUGCGCACAGUUUUACUACGGGUCUGAUUUAUAAAGGGAAACAUGCGUAUAUAUGGUGUACGCCAAGUUUAGGAAUCUCAAUUUUUAGCAAUGAUGCAUGUAGAUAUUUAGUGUGAAAUUUUCGCGACUUUUAUAAAUGAGGCCCUAGAUUGUAAUUAGUCAAGUUCAAGAGUAUCCAUGCUAAAAUGAGGAAAGGAUUCUUAUUUAGGAUAAAUAGAUCGAUCGAUCGAUAGAUUUAUUCAACUGUGAUGACAAAGUACGUGUCCAUCAGUUUCAUGUGACUGUUGUAAUGUAAAUGCUUUGUUAUGUUUGGAGUGGACUAAUGCCAUUAGUUAUACCAUUAUAUAGUGUUGGUCAUGAAUAUUCUUUAUAGAAUAUGCUAUACUUCCUAAAAAGCCAUUGGCAGUGCAUGUGUGUACGCCAGACAUGCUUUCAAUUGGGAAUAUACAGAUGGUAUGAAAGACAAAGUCCUUGACAGCCAAGUGUUCAUCAAUGAGUAGCACAACACCCCCUCACAUCCGAUGACCACCUCUUGUGCUGCUAGCUAUUCUUAAAUGUCUAUUGAGAGGAACUUACAUUUACAUUUUAGUCAUUUAGCAGACACUCUUAUCCAGAGCGACUUACAGGAGCAAUUAGGGUUAAGUGCCUUGCUUAAGGGCACAUCGACAGAUUUUCUUUGUCACCUAGUCGGCUCAGGGAUUAGAACCAGCGACCUUUCGGUUACUGGCACAACGCUCUUACGUUCAAGUGAAUCACUUUCACAAAGAUUUCAGCAUUUGCGCCAUACAGUAUUAAUAUUGUAAUGUUCCUAAUUGAAACUAGAAAACCUCUUAAUUGAGAAUAAAUAGGAAAGUGCUGAUCACCAAAAUCAUUACAUCAUUGAUGCUACUAUUUUAUUCUAUCUGCGUUUUGCUUUUCCUAUCUACAAUUUUGGCAUGUUUGUUUAUUUGAAAUUUGACUCCGUAGUUGACCUUUACUUGAAUGUGUAUUUUAAGUUUGCCCUGUGUUGUCUCCUGGUUACUGUUGUUAGUGUCACACUGAGUAACCAACGGGAAGGUCUACACUGACUAGUAUGGUGAACAUCUCAGACAUGAGCAUGUCUGUCAGAGCUAGUUUAGCGCUAGCUGCUACUGCUAGCUAGUGUUUUCCAGUUUAAAUAAUAAAUAAAUAUGCCAUUUAGCAGACGCUUUUAUCCAAAGCGACUUACAGUCAUGCGUGCAAGUUUACUCUGACAGCAGGAAACUGCCACUUUGUACAUUUAUUUUAGAGUAUUGUCUUGUUUAGAUUUUUUCUACUGGAGACAACACAUUUAUUUUAUUUUAUUUGGUUGUCAGGUCAUGUCUACCUGGUAAGUAGACAUGACAGGUCGCUUAACCCAGAAAUAAAAUCUUGCGUAUUUGGUCAGAUGCUUGAUCUGUCCUCGAGAGAUUACCCGUUAAGUAACAAAAGACAAAUCACAGUCGCUACAUUAGCUUGCAAAUGCUAACCAGUCAGUAAGCAAAGGAUAUAAUGACUCACUAGGCUAACCAGCAAGGGCAGGCUGGGUAUCCAUCAGCUAAUCCAUUUUAAGUACAAAGCCUUUGAAGUCAAGUGUCUGGUGUCAGUCAUCCCCCUAUGUGUAAUAUUAGUCAUCAGGACAAUGUUUCACAGUGAUUCCAGAGAACAUAGUGAACUUUAAUCAGGAUUAAUGAAUUAGGAGAGAUUAGUCUAUUUGGCUAAUUGCUGUGCUGCACAGAAUGUAUAAUCUUUCCCCAAAAUAUUUGCAGCUCACCUCUGUAAGUCAAGGGCAAGAGAAUUAGCACAUCAGGCCAUGAGUAACUUCAAAAAGAAUGGCACCGAUUGGCCUAUAGGUGGCGCUGUUAUAAGCUGUCUCACUUAAAGAGACGUGAAACUUUGUAUGUAGUUGUCUUUCCUAAUGCUGAACACAUUUGCCUCAAGGACCCAUAAGGUCCGUCAGGAUAGAUUAUCCUCCAUCUUGGAAAUGUGGAAAUUCAGUAUUUAGGCCCAUGGUACAUCUCUUAACUUAGUUUGAGAGAAGCUAAGGGAUUGGUUAAGAGAUGGCUGAGUUAAUGAUAAAUCAGGAAAUGCAAUUUUAUUUGUCCACUUAAAUCCUUUGUAAAUCCUCUCCACAAAGGCCUGUCAAGUUUAAGCGUUUUUAGGGUCAUCAAAGGCAUUACCAUGUUACGUUUGGCAUUAAUAUUUAAAAAUUCACCUUUUUGACUAAUGCUAAUGCUUAAAAUAAAUAUUUAAAAAGUCUGAUUUUUAAAUAUUUAAAAAAAGAUUAAAAAAAAAGUCUGAUUUACUCCAAAUUUGGUCUUUGGACUUCACAAUCACAAUAGUCCAGAAGAGUUUGAGAAAAGAACGUUGAUGCGUUCAAAGAUUGCCACACUAUACUAGUAGUAACACAUUCGCUAAUAUGCUAAAAUAUGCUUAAAAUGAUUAUUCUCAUGACCCAAAGGACCAAAUGACACCAAAGUUGGAAUAUAGGCACAUGGUACAUUUCUUAACUUAGUUUGAGAAAAGCUAAGGGAUUGAUCAAAGAUGGCUGAGUUAUUGACAAAUAAAAAAUCUGAUUUUAUGUGUACAUUUAAACCACUGUAAAUCCACUCCACAGGGGCCUAUUAACUUGAAACUUAACAUCGCUCUCGUAGACAUCCCUAAGAUGAACCACACUGAAUGAUGAACCACACUGAAUUUGGUAUUAGUUCAAAAGACAACAAGCUAUUAACAACCCAUUCUUUGCAUAUGUAACGCUAAUGUUGAAAAUCAUCUGCAACCAUCUUCUCAUGACCAUACGUCAGAUUCAUUUCAGAUUUUGUAUUUAGACUCAUUACAUCAGUCUUUAAUAAACAUGCUCAUGCUUUCACUGAUUGAACAUAAAGGAAGAUAGAUCCUACAUGAUAGUGCUUUAUUUGUUAUCCAACUGAUCUUGUCCUUUCUGUUAUCCUGUGAACCCCGUUCAUUGCUGCUCGUAACUAUAUUCAAGUGUAUAAUUUAACAUGGAUUGCAGGUUUUAUUGAGUCGAAUAUUGACGUUUUGUAAUAUACAUUGUAGUUUGAGGUCAACACUAUGCAGAAUUCCCAUAUAUUUAGAAUUGUGUUUAUACAAUUAUAAUAUUAAUAUGGUGUAUAUUAGAUUGUAUAACCAGCAGUUACAAAUGCUACCAGCAGACACCAGUCAGCAUAUCUGUCGAAAUCCAUGACAGGCCGCAGAAAUAUAAAUGUUUUAACCAAUAAAAAUCAAUAAACCACCAGUUUUAAAGUUCACCUCUAUUUAUUGACAAAUCCUUUGAAUGCGCUUCCAAUAAAGUUUAACUUCAAAUCUAUCUUCGGACUAGUCUGCACAUCUCCAUCUAAUAACUGAACCAUUGUACCGGUAACAGUGGUUGUGCCUUUGAAAUCACCCUCUCUUAUCUGGAGCCCAGAAGCAGAGCAACGCCAUAAUUAGAGUAGGGCUGGACCUGUCACAUCCCUCUACUGGGACACAGAGCACUGUGGGGCUGGCUUAGAGGCCUGCAUUGCUACCUGACGUCAGUAUCAUUGCUUCACAGUUUAGGAACGUGUUCUAUCACAGGUCCUGACGAGGAACCCUAGGUUUUUACAGAACACGUUAUCAUCAAGGGACGCUGAGUUUUUACAGACAAUGUGACCUUGUUUUUACAGACCAUGUGACAUUUUCUUGGCCAGGUCAUAUGAUAAGGAAAACCUGAUUGUAUGAUAGAAAGAUAGCAAGUCUCCGUGCAGUGGAGACACAAUACUAUCUACAGCUAGAUAUGGCCAGUAGUUCUUCCUGGUCAGGUAUGAAAAUGUAUGCACUCACUAACUGUAAGUCGCUCUGGAUAAGAGCGUCUGCUAAAUGACUAAAAUGUAAAUGUAAAAUAUAUGGUUGGACUUUGGCCACUUUUUUGCAGUACUGCAUCAGUAAGUAAUCAAUGCCUGUGUUCCGUGAUUGGAUCCCAUUCUUUGUCCCUGACUGGGUGUCAAUGAGUGUCAGUGUUUCCCCUCAGGGAGAGGUGUGUAUCUCACCAGGCUCCUCAGGUGGAGGACACACAGUGUAACAGGAACCUGACUGAGAUCACUGUUGACUCCACGCCAUGCCAUGCUAUCUGCUGUGGAUCGUGUGGCUGCAUGCCUCUUACCCAACUGCAUGCCCAGCCUCCCUUUUAACACACACAUGCAGGAUGAUCUCAGCCAAAUUCAAUAGCCAACUGUCAAGACUGUAUGUGUACUUAAGACCGGCCAGCCCACGGGACAUUUUGGAGGGGAGACAGAUUGUGAAAGCUGUGAAUGCACUGCAAUGUUUGCUGAUGAUGCAGCGCCGCACUGACUCACAACCCCUCCCCCUGCCUGGGACGCAGAGUGGUAGAUGCCGCCUGUUACAUGAUAUGGAGCAUGUUGAGCUGGGAGAGAGAGGGAGCAGGUUGAGUGAGUGUAUGGGAUACAGAUGGACACAGACAAGAAAAGCAAAUGUCUGCUGUUAUAAGGUGUCCCUGACGUAGCGGCUUAUAACUACCUGAUGUCAAACAAAGUGUUGUCAAUCCCUGGAGUACUUUUAAUUUUUUGGUUUUGGGGCAGCAGUUAAAGGACGCUGCAGUGUCUGCUCUGCCAGUGUGUGUGUGUGUAUGCCGCAGCUGGCUGCAGAUGUGCCCGUGCAGCAGAGUAAGUUUGGAGCCUUGGAGGAAGAGGGGGGCUGUUCGAGUAGGGGCGCUUGUCGCCGGGACUAUUGUAGGGGACGGGUCGCUCCCCACCCCCAUGUCACUGACACCCGGUGCGUCUCUUCACCGGGUCUUCUGAGUCCCCACAUUCCGCUUCCCGAAGGAGGCUGGCAUGACUUUGGCACAAUGUCGGACUCCAGUCUGUGGACGGUGCUCUCCAACUUCACCAUGCCACACUUUCUCAGCGGGGCCAGGCUCAGAAGAUCAAAAAGGUAACCUUGAUGACAAACAGUGUGUUUUGUUCAGUGAGUGUAGGUUUGGUUCUUCUUUCAAAACACCUGCAGCCAGAGUGUUUUGAAGAAUUCAGAGUUUGGUAGAAGAGCAAGCCUAUUCCUUCUUCUACCUUUUGAAUUGGACAGACCAGUGAGUGACUAGUAGUGAAUGUGUUGUUGCCUUGUUGGGGUCAUCUAAGAUGUUUUAGGAUGAUAUUAACCCAGCACAGUAAAUUGGGUGUUGCUGCUUCCCUAUUGUGUGUGAUUGAGCCUUGUGGCGCUGUAACGCCGGGUGAAUGUUUGAUUGCGAUCAAGGCAGUAUCUUGUGGGCCAUGCACUCUAUAAAGGAUGUUUACCAACACAGUAUGAUUACCACUUUUCCUUAAAUUGGUAUAAGGGAGUGUCGACUUUUAGGAAUAUAUUAUCUGAGAUUAUCACAGAUUCCUAUGAAUCUGUGUCUCAUAUCUGAUACGUCAUAUCUGGUACGUCAUAUCUGGUACCUCAUUAGAACAUAAGCCACAAUAUAAUUGGGUUUUCAGACACAUCCCAUGAAUACUGUAGGUCUGUCUUAAAGAUUGUCAUUUAAGUUUCAUACAAUUACCUUUCAUGGUACUGUGACAGUAUAUCACUGUAGCACUGCAUCGUCCAGAGGAUUGUAAAUUACGUAGCGCUCUUCCUCACAUCCUCUUUGUGUAAACUGGUGCAUUUGGUCCAGUCCCUCUGAAACUCAUAUUAUUUAUAAUCCACAGCAUGACCUAUUUUAUAUUAAAGAACAGCUUAAUAUGAAAUGGAUGUCCUCGCUUCUCUGUAUUUUCAGGACAUGCUGUACUGUGCUACGUAAUCUACUCCUUUCAUCUGAAAAUCACCAGGGGUCUUUUUCUGUAUAAAAACAUUGAUUUAUGGAAGUAACUGAAACAAAUUAAGAUCGUCAAAGCUCACUGAACUAGAUGGAUUGCUGGUUAGUGCAUUGAGUGAAUAGGCAUGUAUCAGUGAUAACUGAUUUGAUUAUGUGGAGAUCAGAGCUGUCUCGGUGGAGAACAGAUGAGAGGGAGGGAUGUUGUCCCAUGUGAGCAGUGGUGGAAAAAGUACCCAAUUUUCAUACUUGAGUAAAAGUAAAGAUACCGUAAUAGAAAAUGACUCAAGUAAAAGUGAGUCACCCAGUAAAAUACUACUUGAGUAAAAGUCUAAAAGUAUUUGGUUUUAAAUAUACUUACAGUAAGUAUCAAAAGUCAAAGUAUAAAUACUUUUUUAUUCCUUAUGUAAAGCAAACCAGAUGGCGUAAUAUUCUUGUUUAUUUAAUUUACUGAUAGCCAGGGUCAUGCUCCAACACUCAUACAUAAUUUACAAACUAAGCAUGUGUUUAGUGAGUCCGCCAGAUCAGAGGCAGUAGGGAUGACCAGGGAUGUUGUCUUGAUAAGUGUGUGAAUUAGACAAUUUUACUGUCCUGCUAAGCAUUCAAAAUGUAACAAGUUGUCAAAAAUAUAAAUAGUAAAGUACAGAUACCCCAAAAAACUACUUAAGUAGUACUUUCAAGUAUUUUUACUUAAGUACUUUACACCACUGCAUGUGAGGAGAGCACAAAACAGAGCUCUGGUCAUGUCCUGAACUGGGUCUAUAUGGGUUUAUUCACAAUUUUGUAAUGCAGAUAGAAAUGUACCAUAUAGAAAUAACAUUGUUCUCUAACUCCACAUGUUAUAUUUCUAUCUGUGAUGCCACUUGAACCAUUCAGCCAUCUGAAGAAGUGUCCAAUUUUUGCCAUGCUGGGUAUUUGUGUUAUGACAUUAUCCAUUCUUUCUAAUACAAAAAUAUGAUUACCAUUUUUUAAGUAGAAUCUUUCAGGCGAAAAGGACAUGCAAUAUGGGAAUAUAUUUGUUACGUAUUACAUUUUAACAAUUUCAACAGAAUCAUUUCUGUGAAAGCGGUAAUCCCCAAUGACCAUAGUGCAUUAGCGACAGAUACUUUAGCUGGGGAGGGAGAGCACAUAAUCUCUACCUUCCCCUCUUUCUCUUUUCUCUCUUUCUCUCUCUCUCUCUCUCUCUCUCUUUCUCUCUUUCUCUCUCUCUCUCUCUCGCUCUCGCUCUCUCUAUCUCUCUCUCUCUCUCUCUCUCUCUCUCUCUCGUCUCUCUCCUCUCUCUCUCUCUCCUCUCUCUCUCUCUCUCUCUCUCUGUGUUUCUUUCUGUGUGUGCCUGUCUGUCUGUUGGAUAUUGGGCUGACGUCAGCUCACUUGACAGCUCUUGACAAGGAAGAAAAACAAGAGGAAUCAUGACUUCUUGUUGUUGACAUGGGUCAAGAUAAGAGACUUUUGAUUUGCUCGGAUUGGAAAGCAGUGUUGUAAAUUAAGGAGAGUUAUUUUAAUGCCUUGCUGAACUAGAAGCUAGUAAACAAGCCAUAAGCUAAGACACUUUUUACUUGAUUCACAACAUGAGAAGUCUUGUACUGUAAUGUUUCAUUUGCCAGGAAAAUAAUGUAAAAGAAUGCACGAUCAGCAGAGAUUUUAUAUUUCCACACAAUUUGUCUCUCAGCAGGGUUUCCUUUGUUGCCUCUCUCAAACAAGACCAAAUAUGUUGUAGGAGCACCUAAACCUGGCUCUAAUUCAUUUGAAUUCAAAAUAAACCAUUACCUUUUUUACACAACAGACGGUGGUUUGUUUGCUAAAAACGCUCUAUUCCAUUGCCAGAGAGACUGAUGGCUGGCUAGCCAGCUAAGUGCCGAUUUCACAUGGUGCACAAUAAUGGCUGUGAAUGAGGCUAUGAGAGGUUUUGCUUAUCACAGAGACUGGCAAACCUUACUAGGCACAGCACACAGGCAGGCAGCACUGGCCUACUUACUCUGUAUCAUCUUUGCCCUGGGCUCCUUUAUCCCCAGUUUAAAGCAUCAUUAGACAAUCACGUUUCCCUUUCUUUUUCCUCCCCCCUCCUCUUACAUUUACAUUUUAGUCAUUUAGCAGACGCUCUUAUCCAGAGCGACUUACAGUUAGUGAAUGCAUACAUGUUUAUAUUUUUUUAUACUGGCCCCCCGUGGGAAACAAACCCACAUCCCUGCCGGCCAAACCCUCCCCUACCUUGGACGAUACUGGACCAAUUGUGCGCCGCCCAUGGGUCUCCCGGUCGCGGCCGGCUGCGACAGAGCCUGGACUCGAACCAGGAUCUCUAGUGGCACAGCUAGCACUGCGAUGCAGUGCCUUAGACCACUGCGCCACUCGGGAGAUGUCAUUAUGAGUUGUAUACUGUACCACAGGAUAAAUAACACUGAUGAAGGCUGUCAUGCUAAAAAGGGUUGUUUUUUCAACAUUAGAGAAGGGUUUUUCUGUCAACGUCCAUUUGUGCUCUGAGAGUGACAUCUCUCAUACAGUCUAACCUGUACUGUGGUGGCAGUUUACACAGAACAAUAAACUAACUAGCUAGCUAAUGUUGUAAGUAUACAGUGGGGAAAAAGUAUUUAGUCAGCCACCAAUUGUGCAAGUUCUCCCACUUAAAAAGAUGAGAGAGGCCUGUAAUUUUCAUCAUAGGUACACAUCAACUAUGACAGACAAAAUGAGAUUUUCUUUCUCCAGAAAAUCACAUUGUAGGAUUUUUAAUGAAUUUAUUUGCAAAUUAUGGUGGAAAAUAAGUAUUUGGUCAAUAACAAAAGUUUCUCAAUACUUUGUUAUAUACCCUUUGUUGGCAAUGACACAGGUCAAACGUUUUUUGUAAGUCUUCACAAGGUUUUCACACACUGUUGCUGGUAUUUUGGCCCAUUCCUCCAUGCAGAUUUCCUCUAGAGCAGUGAUGUUUUGGGGCUGUCGCUGGGCAACACAGACUUUCAACUCCCUCCAAAGAUUUUCUAUGGGGUUGAGAUCUGGAGACUGGCUAGACCACUCCAGGACCUUGAAAUGCUUCUUACGAAGCCUCUCCUUUGUUGCCCGGGCGGUGUGUUUGGGAUCAUUGUCAUGCUGAAAGACCCAGCCACGUUUCAUCUUCAAUGCCCGUGCUGAUGGAAGGAGGUUUUCACUCAAAAUCUCACGAUACAUGGCCCCAUUCAUUCUUUCCUUUACACGGAUCAGUCGUCAUGGUCCAUUUGCAGAAAAACAGCCCCAAAGCAUGAUGUUUCCACCCCCAUGCUUCACAGUAGGUAUGGUGUUCUUUGGAUGCAACUCAGCAUUCUUUGUCCUCCAAACACGGCGAGUUGAGUUUUUACCAAAAAGUUAUAUUUUGGUUUCAUCUGACCAUAUGACAUUCUCCCAAUCCUCUUCUUGAUCAUCCAAAUGCACUCUAGCAAACUUCAGACGGGCCUGGACAUGUACUGGCUUAAGCAGGGGGACACGUGUGGCACUGCAGGAUUUGAGUCCCUGGCGGCGUAGUGUGUUACUGAUGGUAGGCUUUGUUACUUUGGUCCCAGCUCUCUGCAGGUCAUUCACUAGGUCCCCCCGUGUGGUUCUGGGAUUUUUGCUCACCGUUCUUGUGAUCAUGUUGAGGGUGGGGUGAGAUCUUGCGUGGAGCCCCAGAUCGAGGGAGAUAUCAGUGGUCUUGUAUGUCUUCCAUUUCCUAAUAAUUGCUCCCACAGUUGAUUUCUUCAAACCAAGCUGCUUACCUAUUGGAGAUUCAGUCUUCUCAGCCUGGUGCAGGUCUACAAUUUUGUUUCUGGUGUCCUUUGACAGCUCUUUGGUCUUGGCCAUAGUGGAGUUUGGAGUGUGACUGUUUGAUGUUGUGGACAGGUGUCUUUUAUACUGAUAACAAGUUCAAACAGGUGCCAUUAAUACAGGUAACGAGUGGAGGACAGAGGAGCCUCUUAAAGAAGAAGUUACAGGUCUGUGAGAGCCAGAAAUCUUAAUUGUUUGUAGGUGACCAAAUACUUAUUUUCCACCAUAAUUUGCAGAUCUGCAUGGAGGAAUGGGCCAAAAUACCAGCAACAGUGUGUGAAAACCUUGUGAAGACUUACAGAAAACAUUUGACCUGUGUCAUUGCCAACAAAGGGUAUAUAACAAAGUAUUGAGAAACUUUUGUUAUUGACCAAAUACUUAUUUUCCACCAUAAUUUGCAAAUAAAUUCAUAAAAAAUCCUACAAUGUGAUUUUCUGGAAAUUUUUUCCUCAUUUUGUCUGUCAUAGUUGACGUGUACCUAUGAUGAAAAUUACAGGCCUCUCUCAUCUUUUUAAGUGGGAGAACUUGCACAAUUGGUGGCUGACUAAAUACUUUUUUUCCCCACUGUAAGGCAAUGGGGAAGUGAUUUCUCUCCCUGCCUCUCCAGUUAAACUGACAGUUGUGAUGGCUUUUUGGGGGAAAAAUGUCUCUAUGAGAAUGGGGCCAUAGUGAGGGAGUAGAUUUAGCAGAAGUGUAAUGACAAUACUUUAGGUUUGUAUUACUAUUCUUGUGUGGACCGACCCUUGACAUUAGACCUGUGUGUUUGUGUGUGCGUGUGCCUGUCUGUCUAGAGAGUGGCCGUUGCGUGAGGAAGUGAGUGCGACUCAGUGUGUCCACUGGGCAGAACUGUGGCACUCUCCUGGUCUAAUCCUGCACUGACGUGGCAGAAAUAGCCUGGGUUAAACCUGAUCCUCUUUGACUGACCACCUGUGAAGCGGAUAUUAUUCAGCUGGCUAUCAUGAUAAAUGUUUCGGCUACCCUGAUUGACGUUUCACAAUGUCCCGGUCUACCCACUUGAACAUUUGUUAUCUAAAGCAGUUUAUAGUCAUUUGGCAGGCAGGGAGGUGCUGCCAGAGCAAACAUGAUUUACCUCCUGACUGACCAGGAGUUUCCAUUGCUGGAGAGAAUACCUUUGAGUUUGAGAUAGGGGUAACACCAACUACACAUACAGUGCAUUCGGAAAGUAUUCAGACCUCAGAAAAUAUUCAGACCCCUUCACUUUCACAUUUUGUUAUGUUACAGCCUUAUUCUAAAAUUGAUUAAAUUAAUUGAUAUUUCCUAUUUUUAUUUUAAAACCUGUUUUUGCUUUGCCAUUCUGGGGUAUUGUGUGUAGAUUGAUGAGUAAAUUAAAAAAAAAUCAAUUUUAGCAUAAGGUUAUAACGUAACAAAGUGGAAUAAGUGAAGGGGUCUGAAUACUUUCCGAAUAUACUGUGUGACGACAUACUGUAUAUUCAUCUUAAACCCCUCCAUAGUUAUUAAUGUAUCUACCUAAUGCUCUUCCACGCAAGUCGGAACAAGUAUGUGUUAUUAUGUGGUUAUAAUGCAUUGUAAGACUUGUCAUAAGGAUGUAUGACCCCCUUAUAACGUCUAUCAUCUCAUAAACGAUGCUGACUUAAUGACAACUGUUUGACCACCUCAAAUCAUAGUUUGUGAGGAAGCACUUUUUUCAUAAUUCCUAUUCAUUCCACAGUUGAAGACAUCUGUACAAGAUGGCCCCUUUUCCUUAUUGUUGUGAUAAACCCUAAUUGAUUAAUUGGCUUGUUUAUUAGAAGACAUCCUCUGUCUGCCAUGACUAUGUCACACUGUUCGCACUGUGAAAGCAAUUACAUUAUUGUUCCGUGUCACUGAAAUCCAAUUGUUCUCUGGUAUAAUAUGACAAAAAAGCAUACUAUGCAGGCCUGUGUCCAUCCAAGCACACAGCUGUCUCCUAUUGAUGAUGUAAUUUGGAAGACAGUUCAGUGAGUUCUCUAAGCUGAAAACGAAAUGUAUAAUUCUAUUGAUUCACUAAAAUGCAUACAGUGAGGGAAAAAAGUAUUUGAUCCCCUGCUGAUUUUGUACGUUUGCCCCAGUCUAUAAUUUUGGUAGGUUUAUUUGAACAGUGAGAGACAGAAUGACAACAAAAAAAUCCAGAAAAAUGCAUGUCAACAUUUUUAUAAAUUGAUUAGCAUUUUAAUGAGGGAAAUAAGUAUUUGACCCCUCUGCAAAACAUGACUUAGUACUUGGUGGCAAAACCCUUGUUGGCAAUCACAGAGGUCAGAUGUUUAUUGUAAUUGGCCACCAGGUUUGCACACAUCUCAGGAGGGAUUUUGUCCCACUCCUCUUUGCAGAUCUUCUCCAAGUCAUUAAGGUUUCGAGGCUGACGUUUGGCAACUCGAACCUUCAGCUCCCUCCACAGAUUUUCUAUGGGAUUAAGGUCUGGAGACUGGCUAGGCCACUCCAGGACCUUACUGUGCUUCUUCUUGAGCCACUCCUUUGUUGCCUUGGCCGUGUGUUUUGGGUCAUUGUCAUGCUGGAAUACCCAUCCACUACCCAUUUUCAAUACCCUGGCUGAGGGAAGGAGGUUCUCACCCAAGAUUUGACGGUACAUGGCCCCGUCCAUCGUCCCUUUGAUGCAGUGAAGUUCUCCUGUCCCCUUAGCAGAAAAACACCCCCAAAGCAUAAUGUUUCCACCUCCAUGUUUGAUGGUGGGGAUGGUGUUCUUGGGGUCAUAGGCAGCAUUCCUCCUCCUCCAAACACGGCGAGUUGAGUUGAUGCCAAAGAGCUCUAUUUUGGUCUCAUCUGACCACAACACUUUCACCCAGUUCUCCUCUGAAUCAUUCAGAUGUUCAUUGACAAACUUCAGACGGGCAUGUAUAUGUGCUUUCUUGAGCAGGGGGACCUUGCGGGCGCUGCAGGAUUUCAGUCCUUCACGGCGUAGUGUGUUACCAAUUGUUUUCUUGGUGACUAUGGUCCCAGCUGCCUUGAGAUCAUUGACAAGAUCCUCCCGUGUAGUUCUGGGCUGAUUCCUCACCGUUCUCAUGAUCAUUGCAACUCCACGAGGUGAGAACUUGCAUGGAGCCCCAGGCCGAGGGAGAUUGACAGUUCUUUUGUGUUUCUUCCAUUUGCGAAUAAUCGCACCAACUGUUGUCACCUUCUCACCAAGCUGCUUGGCGAUGGUCUUGUAGCCCAUUCCAGCCUUGUGUAGGUCUACAAUCUUGUCCCUGACAUCCUUGGAGAGAUCUUUGGUCUUGGCCAUGGUGAGAGUUUGGAAUCUGAUUGAUUGAUUGCUUCUGUGGACAGGUGUCUUUUAUACAGGUAACAAACUGAGAUUAGGAGCACUCCCUUUAAGAGUGUGCUCCUAAUCUCAGCUCAUUACCUGUAUAAAAGACACCUGGGAGCCAGAAAUCUUUCUAAUUGAGAGGGGGUCAAAUACAUAUUUCCCUCAUUAAAAUGCAAAUCAAUUUACAACAUUUUUGACAUGCGUUUUUCUGGAUUUUUUUGUUUUUCUGUCUCUCACUGUUCAAAUAAACCUACCAUUAAAAUUAUAGACUGAUAAUUUCUUUGUCAGUGGGCAAACAUACAAAAUCAGCAGGGGAUCAAAUACUUUUUUCCCUCACUGUAUUCCACCAAAAGCAUCCCUAUGAUAAGUUGUAAGGAGAGACCAUGAUCCCUCAUGUGCAAGGAGUUGGGAUAUGAUAAUAUUCAUAAACGGGUAAUCGGGGUUCGAUUCCAGAGAGGAAGCCUGAGAAACAGCUACCACAUCCAAGGAAGACCGCAGGCAUGCAGAUUACCCACUCCUGACUCGGAGAGGUAGUGACGAAAAAUAACAAUACAGGACUCUUUCGAGGCCCUGUAAUUGGAAUAGGUACACUUAAAAUCCUUGAAUGAGGAUCCAUUGGAGAGCAAAUCUGAUGCCAGCACCUACGGUAAUUCCAGCUCCAAUAGUGCAUCUUAAAGUUGCUGCAGUUUAAAAGCUAGUAGUUGGAUCUCGGGUAUGAGGUGGCGGUCUGCCACGAGGCGAGCUACGGCCUUUCUCAGCUCCGGCCCCUCGAUAUGCUUAACGGAGUGUCCCUUGGGGUCAGAAAAUAAAGUAUUCAAAGCAGACCCUGUCACCUCAAGACCGCAGCUAGUAAUAAUGGAAUAAGACUCCGGUUCUAUUUUGUUUUCUUCUGAACUGGGUCCAUGAUUAAGAGGGAUGGCCGGGGGCAAUCAUAUUGUGCCGCUAGAGGUGAAAUUCUUGGACCGGCGCAAGACGGGCAAAAGCAAUUCCGAAUAAUGUUUUCAUUAAUCAAGAAUGAAAGUCGGAGGUUUGAAGACUAUCAGAUACCGUCGUAGUUCUGACCAUAAGUGAUGCCAACUAGCGAUCCGGCAGCAUUAUUCCCAUGAUCCGCCGGGCAGCGUCCGGGAAACCAGAGUCUGGGUGCAGCGUUUUGAGAUGUCAAUUAAAAACACUUUACAUAGAAAAUAUAUUAUGAUUUAUUAUUAGUAACUAAUCAUUAUUUAACCUUCAGUACAGUAGUACCCCACAAGACAUACCACCAGGGGUCUCUUCACAGUCCCUAAGUCCAAAACAGAGGCUGGGAAACGUACUAAAUAGUAAUGACUACAUGAAACUCUCUUAGACAUUGGGUAACUUCAACCUAGUAGGAAAAUCAAUAAAAAAAACAGAUAAAACAGCACCUCACAAUACAACAUGGACUGUGAAGAGACACACACCCACACAUUGUAAUAUUGUACAUUUUAUAUUGUACAUUUGUAAUGGUGGAGCAGUGUACAUUUGUAUAUUGCACAAUGUCUUGUGUGAUGUAAAUUAUUGUUUUGUUUUUGUGUUCCUGUUUGGACCCCAGGAAGAGUAGUGGCUGCCUUGGCAACAGCUAAUGGCGAUCCUAAUAAAAUACUAGUAAACUACUGUAGUCUGAGUGUUCUUUGAAAAUAACAGGCUCUUCCAGUUCCUAGAAGUGAUGGGCUACUUUUCUGUUCUUGUAAAACCUCUAUUCUGGAGCCAUGACAACCAUGAUCCUGAGAUUCUAAGCUUUUUUCCUUUUCUUCCCUCAAUUUCUCUGAGAUUUGAGGCUGAAUAGAAUCUGUUCAGAGUUAGAUUAGUCAUUACACUGUGUGCGUAUUGCACUGUCAUCUAGCAGCACUAAGGCUUCAUCCCGUCUCUGACAGAGACAUAUUCAUAGGCUGCAUUCCAAAUCUACUACUAGCCACUUGCCCUAGGCACUUCUGUAGAUCUCAAAUGGUUGGAUAGGAUUAUUCAAUAUGUGGAAAAUUCCACUUAGUCUAUAUCGGAGGGUAAGAUGGAGAUAUUGCGUCAACCAAGCCUUUCAGAUCUAUGUAAAGUGCUAAGGGUAGAGGCUAAGGGCCAAUUUUGGAAUUCAGUAAUAUUAUGUUGAGAAUGUUUGAGCAUGAACAUUUCUAGUGUUCAGAGGAGAAGUGAACAAUGUGAAUGCCUGACACACCUACUGAAAUCUCUUCACAUGAAAGUGCCUCCUCACUGAGAGAGCAUUAAGAUCAGAGCACCAAGGGCACUGCAAUGUCACCUGUAGCAGCUACCUUGCCAGGGACCUGACAGACAGACUGCCAGUUUGUGUGCAUGUGCGCAUCUGCACCUGUGAAACACACCCACACCCAGACACACCCUGCUUCUACUACUGUAUCUCUGCCUCUAUGAAACUACAUGGUUCUCUAGCCAUGAUGCAACACACUGCGCCAUACUCACUCUCUAUCAAAGCCUCAGCUCCUAUCCUAAAACACUGCAAGGGACAAGAGGUCUAGUCAUGACAUUUCAUACAGUACAAUGUAUGAAAUGUGCUUCAAUGUCAGCUUAAUACUCUAUGUGAAAUGACAUGUCUCUCUGCUGAGCAGGAGGUUACGCAAUCACAGAGAGUCUCAAUGAGUUCUGACCUUGCAGUGAAUUCUCCCAUAUUUUUAAGAAUGAGGUAUUUUCAGACUGUGCCAUCUGGGAAAGACACAUAGUCUAUAUAUUGCAGUGUGAUGUGGGUAUUGAAGUCUGUAGUGAAUAUACACUACCGUUAAAAAGUUUGGGGUCACUUAGAAAUGUCCUUGUUUUCCAUGAAAACAUACAUGAAAUGAGUUUGAAUAGGAAAUAUAGCAAAAUGAAUAGGAAAUGUAGUCAUUGACAAGGUUAGAAAUAAUGAUUUUUAAUUGAAAUAAUAAUUGUGUCCUUCAAACUGUGCUUUCGUCAAAUAAUCCUCCAUUUGCAGCAAUUACAGCCUUGCAGACCUUUGGCAUUCUAGUUGUCAAUUUGUUGAGGUAAUCUGAAGAGAUCUCACCCCAUGCUUCCUGAAGCACCUCCCACAAGUUGGAUUGGCUUGAUAUGGUUGAGAUCCGGUGACUGUGCUGGCCACUCCAUUAUAGACAGAAUACCAGCUGACUGCUUCUUCCCUAAAUAGUUAUUGCAUAAUUUGGUUCUGUGCUUUGGGUCAUUGUCCUGUUGUAAGAGGAAAUUGGCUCCAAUCAAGCGCCGUCCACAGGGUAUGGCAUGGUGUUGCAAAAUGGAGUGAUAGCCUUCCUUCUUCAAGAUCCCUUUUACCCUGUACAAAUCUCCCACUUUACCACCACCAAAGCACCCCCAGACAAUCACAUUGCCUCCACCAUGCUUGACAGAUGGCAUCAAGCACUCCUCCAGCAUCUUUUCAUUUGGUCUGCGUCUCACAAAUGUUCUUCUUUGUGAUCCGAACACCUCAAACUUCAAUUUGUCUGUCCAUAACACUUUGUUCCAAUCUUCUUCUGUCCAGCGUCUGUGUUCUUUUGCCCAUCUUAAUCUUUUAUUUUUAUUGGCCAGUCUGAGAUAUGGCUUUUUCUUUGCAACUUUGCCUAGAAGGUCAGCACCCCAGAGUCACCUCUUCACUGUUGAUGUUGAGACUGGUGUUUUGCACGUACUAUUUAAUGAAGCUGCCAGUUGAGGACCUGUGAGGCGUCUGUUUCUCAAACUAGACACUCAAAUGUAUUUGUCCUCUUGCUCAGUUGUGCACCGGGGCCUCCCACUCCUCUUUCUAUUAUGGUUAGAGCCAGUUUGCGCUGUUCUGUGAAGGGAGUAGUACACAGCGUUGUACGAGAUCUUCAGUUUCAUGGCAACUUCUCGCAUGGAAUAGCCUUCAUUUCUCAGAACAAGGGUGGUAUUUCUGUCUGUAAUAAAUAAAGCCCCUUUGUGGGGAAAAACUCAUUCUGAUUGGCUGGGCCUUGCUCCCUAGUGGGUGAGCCUGGCUCCCAAAUUGGGUAGGCCUAUGCCUUCCCAGGCCCACCAAUGGCUGCCCAGUCAUGUGAAAUCCAUAGAUUAGGGCCUAAUGAAUUUAUUUCAAUUGACUGAUUUCCUUUUAUGAACUGUAACUCUGUAAAAUCUUUGAAGUUGUUGCAUGUUGCGUUUUAUAUUUUUGAUCAGUAUAUGUUCAGUUCAUGGUCUCUGAAGAUUGAAACAUUGUACAUUCCCAAGUGCAUUUUCCCUUGAGAUUGAAACAUUCCCAUGAGUCAUGGAGCAAUCGUUCCUCCAAACCUUGUCCUGUGUAAAUGACUGAACUCCCCUGUUGUGUUUAAAAAUAUUCCAACCUUUAUAUGAGUCACAAUAAUACAUUAAUGAAUAAUGUGAGUAAUAUCAAAGUCAUUAGAUGUUGUGAUUACACUAUUCAUCCCAAUUCUUCCGCUCGGUAGCAGUAGGCUAGAGUGCUUUGUCAGAAUGGAUUGAGGCUAGUGUUACGUCUUCACUAGCUAAGCCGGGCUAAAUAAGAUGAUCUGAUUUGUCAGCAGUUAGCAUGACAUUAGAGAGCCACUGUACCCGGCACCGGUCUGUCCUUCAUUUCCUCCUGAGGCUGUCACCCAAACAAGAUGCUCUUUAUGGAUAUGAUUUUUUUUAUGUUUAUGUUUUCACUUCUCUUAUUGAUGUGUGUAAAGGGAUUUUAAUGUCUUCAACUGCUAUAGAAGUAAAAUGUUUUAUUAGUAGCACUGUUACACCUGGACUAAGAGGAGUUGGAAGCUUCCAUGUGUUUUAAUGGAGAAUAUGAACAUUAUUGUUGGAACUGUGGAGAGCAUAGUUUGAAGACCUAGAGUGAAUGGGAUGCAGGAUUCUGGCAACCAUAAGUGGUGCAGAUUGUGGAAACGGUGCAGAGGACGGUAUGCCAGUCCAAAGAAAAUGUACUAACUGUUGUUUUAUGAAAUGUUAGUAGGCCUAUAUUAUUUACUGUCAUGCUACUGAAGAGCGAUUUUGGUCGCCUGAUGACUCAAACUGAAUUCUUCCGCUGCUCUAUCGUUCACUACAUACUUCAGUCUGAGACUACAAUCAUUUAAGUUGUUUGUGGUGAUGUCAAAAUGAGGGGUGUUGUACAAAACAAAGUCAUCAGUGAUUGGAUCAUCUCUAACCAAUCAGAGUAUCAAAGCCAAUGACGAAUUUUCUAAAUGCUGCUUUACCGACAUGUAUUCUGGCUCUGGCCUAACCAAUCAGUUUCAGGGACUAAUCAGACAGUCUAUAAUGGAUUCCCAUUUUCAUAAUCGUCUGGGUGGUACUCUGAUCCAGACUCAUUUCGGAGAAGAAACAAACAUUGUCCGUGUGCGUGGCGUAGCGUUUGGCCGGAGCAAGGAAUUUGGGUAGCCAGGCAACGAUUCUUGCUGUUCAAUGUUUCUUUGGUGAGCAAUGGGCAUAUUAGUCAAAGUCCAAUUUUGAUUUGUCCAAUGAUUCAGGGUGUGGCUACAUUAGUUGUUUUCAUUGAGUAAGCAGAACAAUCCAUCUUUUAAAACUAUUGUUAACUAGACCCAUUACACUUUGUGUUCACUGAAUAUGCAAAUUGUCUUUCCCAAAUAGAAUCAGCAUUGACCUAUUUCUACAUGAGUCCCUGUUAACUGAAUUUGCUCACUACCACCAGUGCAGUAUUUUAAGCUUCCUCCGGGUGUAGAAUCAGGUCUGCAGUGCUGUGUUUAAUAAUCCACAGAAAAGGCCCAUCCUCGGGCUAAUCAGAGGCGCUAUUAUCAUUAUUAAUCAGUUACUCAUGUUGCUGAUACGGCCUGGUCGUCGAGUGCUGGGGGGUUUAUAUGAUUUUUAAUGGAUCCUGCUGGUUGGGACCUGCUGGGGCAGGAUUGGCCUAUAGAAGAGAUCUGGUGGUACCUUCUGGGGUGGAUUGGCCUAUAGAAUAGAUUUGGGCCUCUAGAAUUGCGUUUUAAGGACUUGCAAAGCUCCAGGUAGAAGUUCCACACAGGCGUAGGGUCACCUUAUUCUGCUCCAGUACUAGCCUUUCCCUGGGGAAGAAUGGCAUCUAGGGCAACUUCAUCAUACUCCAAGUGCUAACCUAUAUGAAUCCAAUGCUAACCUAUAUGAAUCCAAGAAUGUGAGGGGAAAAAAGGUUGAAAGAUAAUUUUUGUGGAUGUGAGUGAUGUAUAAGUGCACUAUGUGCAGUGAAAUGUGUAGUGCAUCUUAAGUAGCUAUGAUUACAUCUGGCAUGUUUACUUAGAUAAUAAAACACUGUGGGUGACUGGCUGGGUGACAAAGUGGGUUUGUUGUGUCUCGCUCCCUGUUUAGCCGUCUAACCUCUUACUGUCUGUGUUUUCAUAGCUGCAGGACGAGCAACAGAAAAAGCCUGAUAGGAAGUGGUCAGUCUUCAGCGCUUCCGCGACCUCACUCCCCCCUCUCAUCACAUACAGGUAAGGUGUGUGUGUGUGUGUGCGCAUCAUCUUUGUACAGGCAUCUAUCUGUUUUGAUGUGUGUGAAGUGCCCAAAUGAGUGACAGACAUAAUUAAUGUUGUGAUUGCUCGCAUGCAAAAAGACCAAAGAGGCUUUGGUUGGCCAGAGUGUUCUAUCCCUGAAUGAAGGCCAUUGUCUGUGGGUAAAUGAAGAAGAGGUCUGGGAAAAAAACACAUGUCUGAAGUGCCGUCUAUUUCUUGUUCAUUAGCCACCCACAAGAUCCUCCUCGGUCUCUCUCUCUGUAGACCUUUACCACAACAACACACAAGUGUCUCAAAUGUUAGCAACCAGUCUUCAUCAGCAAAGUACUUUUUCAUUGUCAACAUUUAGUGCUACUGCCUUUCUAAAGAUACGUCUCUGAUGAGAUGGUUUAAAAGGGUGAGUGCGCUGUGCUAUCGGAGCGCUGACAUUGGAGCCAGCUGUGAUUGUGAUUGUAAUGGAUCCUGAAGUCGUGGGCCUCAGGAAGGAAAUGCACAGGAGCGCAAAGAGGGGAGGGUGGACUUCAUUUAUUCCAGCUUGGGCGUUUUAUUUCCUGACAGGCCAAUCACUGAUAACAGCCCUCCGUUUGCGCAGUCAGACUUUCUAACCUUGCUAGAGAGCUCGGUCCUUAAGAUGAACUAUGUGAGAAAUAGUGAAGGUAAUAACAACGUUGAACUGUGGGAGAACUUCCCUGGCUGGCACAGACGUAUUGCAGGUGCAUGUUCAUUCGGUAAGAGCAUUGUUUCCAGUUCUCAUGUUAGGACUACAGUAGGUGUUUGGGUUGUUAGUUACAUUGUUGCAGCCUUUCACAGUUGUUUUGACAUUUGGUUGAUAGCCAAGCUGGAGAGUGUGUCAACAUUACCCACUGUAUUUUUACAUUUUGUUCACUGUUCUUUUCUACAGGAAAAUAGCUAUUAUUUUCCUAUUAAGAAUGUUGGAUCAUUAGUGAUUGUUUUUCACAUGAUUUCUAAACGGUAUUUAAUUUAGAUUAAAUCUUCUCAGUAUACUCUAUUAUGACUGCUGGAGUUUAUCAAAGCAAUCCCAGGAUCUUUUCUCUAAACACAUAAGAUUCAUCAGUAUUAUCCUGUGUCCACUGUUAUUAAAAUUUGACAAAAUACGAUUAAUCUCAAAGAAUGGACUUGACCUCCAUCUGGAUUGGGUUAAAGUAACUGUCCAGUAUUUCCAGAUUUCUAUUAAAUGUGACCUAUUAUUAAUUACAAUAUAACUUCAACAGUUUUCCUUCCAAAAUUGGUAAUUAAGUAUGUUAAAAAGCAUUUUUUCUGUGUUUGAAUGGUGUGGGCAUACCCAAACAGAAUGGUGUGGGGCAUAUAUCUGUCAUUAACUCAGCCAAUGUGCCGACAUCAUGUUCUAUGAGGAAAUAUCAAGCAUUUGUUUGAGGUGGGGUUUUUGAAGUGUGUUUUUCUCCAAAUUAUGCUUUGCCCACAAAUACUGAACAAGUCAACAACAUUAUUUGGGUAUGAGUUAACAGAAUGUGAACUUUUAAAAGUGAUAUUUUCACUGGACAGUUACUUUGUCUUCCUUUUUAAAUAUUUUGGACAUCAGCGCAAUCUUGAGGGAAUCCUAUUUGAGUCAGAAAAGGAUAUUGAUAUGAUAGGUAAGCUAUAGAAAACCUUGCAGAGAGCCUAUACAAUUGACAAUCUCUUAGAAAAAAAUAUUAAGUAUUGGAACCAAGAUUAAAAAAUAACUGAUAUUGGCACAAGAUGGAGAGAAUGCUGGAACAUAACUAACGCUAUUACAGUUAAUGAAAAUGUACGCUUAAUUCAGUAUAAAUUAAUGAAUAGAAUUUAUAAUACAAGAGACAAAAUUCACAAAUUCUACAGCACAACAGCAUAGUCAUGUCUGAAGUUUAAAAACUACUAAUGACUCAAUAAUUCAUGCUUCUGGGAACGUUACAAAAUUCUAAAGUUAAUGGGUGGAGUUGGAUGUCAGCGGUAUUGGAAUGUAAAUGUACUUUUAAUUUGUCUGUCUGUAUAUUUCAAGACAUGACAUGAGGGUGCAAGUGAGAUACCAGAUGGGUUGGACAAUACUCUUCUCAUCAAUUAUCUUUAAAAAACGUAUAUUCAAACUGGAAAUCAGCCAAUCCUCCAUCGUUCACGUAAUGGAGGUGUGAUGUUUGUAUGGUGCAGUCAUUUGUAUGUGUAUGUUUUGUAUUGUUUAUAAAAUAUAAAAUAACAUUAAAAAAAAAAAAAAAAAAAAGAUUAAUUUUAAAAGUGAGAUUUUCUCUGGACAGUUACUUUUCCUCAGGCGUAUUCUAUCCCAUCCUGGUGAUUUACUCAUCUACACUCAUCAGCUAUGAUUAAAUUACACCACAAUUAAACAGGUGACAUCCACCAUCUAACCAGCCUCUCUCUGUUCCUCAGUACCACCAUUGUUCCCCCAGUACCGCAAAGCCCUCUCGCUAUCGUCAGAUUUGUCACAGGGGGUGCCAUCGUUGCCCUUAGUUAAUUAACAGUUUACUCCCGCCUUUGGCUACAGAGUUAAUUGUGGUUAAUUAACGUUGGACCGUGGGUUGUUUCUUUAACUUAUUGGUGAGGGAACACGAGACCUAAUUGCUGCCGUUGGGGAAAGCCCUGCAGUUUGAUGUGUUCAAUAGCCUGAGUCCGUAGACACAAAUCAGUAGGGCUGUGGGAAAUAAGUGGAUGCUGUCCAUAUGGAUGGUGGGAUUGAGAGAUGGAGGGAUAGAGGGAUCAUUUGGAGGGCCUCCCUGGUAGAGGGUGCUUCAAGCUCCACUAUAGGACUUAAAGUUCUGCAAUAAGACCCCAAAUAGUAGCGUCUGUUAGCUAAGGGCUAACUAACGCCUGAUGGACUGUUGUAAAUGUGUGUCUUAUAGCCAGAUGUCUUCACCCAGACUGUCUUUGUUGGUAUAACGCCAUUGUGUUAACAUACAGUUGAAGUCGGAAGUUUACAUACACUUAGGUUGUAGUCAUUAAAACUCGUUUUUCAACCACUCCACACAUUUCUUGUUAACAAACUAUAGUUCUGGCGAGUCUGUUAGGACAUCUACUUUGUGCAUGACACAAGUAAUUUUUCCAACAAUUGUUUACAGACAGAUUAUUUCACUUAUAAUUCACUGUAUCACAAUUCCAGUGGGUCAGAAGUUUACAUACACUAAGUUGACUGUGCCUUUAAACAGAUUGGAAAAUUCCACAAAAUGAUGUCAUGGCUUUAGAAGCUUCUGAUAGGCUAAUUUACAUAUUUUGAGUCAAUUGGAGGUGUACCUGUGGAUGUAUUUCAAGGCCUACCUUCAAACUCAGUGCAUCUUUGCUUGACAUCAUGGGAAAAUCAAAAGACAUCAGCCAAGACCUCAGAAAAAAACUUGUAGACCUCCACAAGUCUGGUUCAUCAUUGGGAGCAAAUUUCAAACGCCUGAAGGUACCACGUUCAUUUGUACAAACAAUAGUAUGCAAGUAUAAACACCAUGGGACCACGCAGCCUUCAUACCGCUCAGGAAGGAGACGCGUUCUGUCUCCUAGAGAUGAACGUACUUUGGUGCGAAAAGUGCAAAUCAAUCCCAGAACAACAGCAUGGACCUUGUGACGAUGCUAGAGGAAACAGUAUCUAUAUCCACAGUAAAACAAGUCUGAUAUCGACAUAACCUGAAAGGCCGCUCAGCAAGGAAGAAGCCACUGCUCCAAAACCGCCAUAAAAAAGCCAGACUACGGUUUGCAACUGCACAUGGGGACAAAGAUCAUACUUUUUGGAGAAAGUCCUCUGGUCUGAUGAAACAAAAAUAUAACUGUUUGGCCAUAAUGACCAUCGUUAUGUUUGGACGAAAAAGGGGGUGGCUUGCAAGCCGAAGAACACCAUCCCAGCCGUGAAGCAUGGGGGUGGCAGCAUCAUGCUGUGGGGGUGCUUUGCUGCAGGAGGGACUGGUGCACUUCACAAAAUAGAUGGCAUCAUGAGGAAGGAAAAUGAUGUGGAUAUAUUGAAGCAAUAUAUAAGCAUACUUCCAAAGUUGUGGCAAAAUGGUUUAAGGACAACAAAGUCAAGCUAUUGGAGUGGCCAUCACAAAGCCCUGACCUCAAUCCUAUAGAACAUUUGUGGGCAGAACUGAAAAAGCGUGUGCGAGGAAGGAGGCCUACAAACCUGACUCAGUUACACCAGCUCUGUCAGGAGGAAUGGGCCAAAAUUCACUCAACUUAUUGUGGGAAGCUUGUGGAAGGCUACCUGAAAUGUUUGACCCAAGUUAAACAAUUUAAAGGCAAUGCUACCAAAUACUAAUUGAGUGUAUGUAAACUUCUGACCCACUGGGAAUGUGAUGAAAGAAAUAAAAGCUGAAAUAAAUCAUUCUCUUUACUAAUUGACCUAAGACAGGGAAUCUUUACUAGGAUUAAAUGUCAGGAAUUGUGAAAAGCUGAGUUUAAAUGUAUUUGGCUAAGGUGUAUGUAAACUUCCGACUUUAACUGUAGCUAUUUAGACUACGGUAUUAGCCUAAAGGCUACUCUUACAGUAGCCGAUAACUCCACUGAUAACCGAUAUACAAUUAAUAGGAUGAAAAAAGGGAAUCUCAUGCUUUUCUGAACAUUUGCAGCUAUUCUCAUGAUGUGUCAUUGUCACAAUGUAUAAAAUCAAAAUUUGAAGCAUAGUUAUUGGACAAUUGCUCUUUUGUUUGGCAAUUUAUGAGAAUUCAGUGUGGGAAAAUUACUUUCAUUUCCCUGCUGUAAAACAAUAUAUCAGCAAGUUUUCGGUGUCGGACCCAAAAAAACAUAUUGGUCGGGCUCUUUUUAUUUGAAUUUGAAAGAAUUAAAAUUUUUUUUUGUGCCAUUUCUCAUGUGUGUCUCCUGAUUAAUCCAAGCCGAUGAGCUGGAAUGUGGAAGUAUAUUAUUAAGAUUAUGUAAUUACUGCUUCAAGCAGAUCAGUCCCAUUUGAGAGACUUUCAAUCUAACUAGAUUAAGCUCCAUCAGAUAAGAGUCAAGGAAACAUAAUAAAAUCUAAAAUGCCGUAUAAAGUAAAAUAGCUGAGAGUAAAUUGAUGAUGAAAUGUAUUUUAUCUAUGCUGGCUUAUUACACUUUUUUUUUUGUGUGUGUCAAUGAAUUGUGACAGUGGUUAGACCAAGUCCUAAUUUGGUAAAGGUUUGAUUGUAUGCUCUAGGCUUAGUAUUAAUAUUUCCUUCAUUCAUUUCAAAUCCUUUUAUCUCAGGUUUAUGGAAUGUUCUCUUUAAUGACUUCUAAUCUCCCCUUGUUUCUCUGCUUCCUCUCUGAACAACAGGAACGAGUCCUCAAGACAGCCCCAGAAACUUCUCUCCUAGUGCCUCAGCCCACUUCUCAUUUGCACGAAGGUAUUGAUAAAAGUAAAAGUCAAUGCCAGUUGAAUUUUUUAGCCAAAACUCCACUCAACUAGCAUGCCAAUAGUCAGCAAUAAAACGCUUAGGGGCAGGCUUUAUUGUUUUGAAUUUCCAGAAAGUAAUUUUACUUUAUCUUGGUGGUUAUCUGACAAAUGGCAUGAGAAAUGUGACAUACAUAGGAAAUACAAAUCUUAAAAGAAACAUUUCUCUUUUUUUAAACAACGAAGCCAAAUUGUGGUGCUAUUAUUGUCUGAAGCAGACAGGCAACGGUUCUUUUGAGAAGCAAAGACAGGAUCUCACUGUGUUCUGACAGGCUCUCUUUACAGAGAUAGAAAUCAGAGGCAGGUUCAAGGAAGACGAAGACGAGGAGUUUCAGACUCUCAAACUCCUCGCGUUUUCUGAAGAGCUUUUCUCCACGUCUUCACAAAAGCCUGAAAUCUUUUUUGUUCUACCCUCACUCAACAAUACUUUAUUUAACAGCUUUUUUAUUUAUCGCUAUGAUUCAGUCAGUGCCACAGACCAGACAGGUAAUGUCAUGUUAGGCCUCUGUUUUGUCAUGUAAACCUCAUACAUCUUCAUAGCUCUUCUUCCUGUUACUCAUGUCUAUGAAUACACACAACGUCAUUGUAACUCACAUGUCCGUUCGAGCAAUGUGUAUGAUUACAUCAUGUCAUUGUUACCGUGCCAUUAUACCUGAAUCAUGAAAAUCCUUUUUGAUGUGUUUCUAGCUGUCCCUACAUCUAACCCCACAUGUUAUUCCUCUCAGAGUUUGUAUCAUUGUUCAGUGUUAUUGGUUAGUGCAACGAAGACAUCUCACUACUAGGUAGGUGUGGGAUGGCAGGUAGCAGAGAUCAAGGAAACUGUGUGUUCUGUGUAGGUUCGAUUCCCACGGGGGACCAGUACAAAAAUGUAUGCAUUGACUACUGUAAGUCGCACUGGAUAAAAGUGUCUGCUAAAUUACUACAAUGUAAUCCAAUAUAAAUGCUGCAGUAGGCUAUUGAAAAGCAGAGUAUUUUCAACCUAUUCCGCCAGAAAGGUAAAGGUUGCAUAUGACCUACAUUACCAGUCAAAAGUUUGGGGACACCUACUCAUUCAAGGGUUUUUCUUUAUUUUUACUAUUUUUUACAUUGUAGAAUAAUAGUGAAGACCUCAAAACUAUUAAAUAAUGCAUAUGGAAUCAUGUAGUAACCAAAAAAGUGUUAAACAAAUCAAAAUAUAUUUUAUAUUUGAGAUUCUUCAAAUAGCCACCCUUUGCCUUGAUGACAGCUUUGCACACUCUUGGCAUUCUCUCAUCCAGCUUCACCUGGAAUGCUUUUCCAACAGUCUUGAAGGAGUUCCCACAUACAGUGGGGAAAAAAAGUUUUUAGUCAGCCACCAAUUGUGCAAGUUCUCCCACUUGAAAAGAUGAGAGGCCUGUAAUUUUCAUCAUAGGUACACGUCAACUAUGACAGACAAAGUGAGGAAAAAAAAUCCAGAAAAUCACAUUGUAGGAUUUUUAAUGAAUUUAUUUGCAAAUUAUGGUGGAAAAUAAGUAUUUGGUCAAUAACAAAAGUUUCUCAAUACUUUAUUAUAUACCCUUUGUUGGCAAUGACACAGGUCAAACGUUUUCUGUAAGUCUUCACAAGGUUUUCACACACUGUUGCUGGUAUUUUGGCCCAUUCCUCCAUGCAGAUCUCCUCUAGAGCAGUGAUGUUUUGGGGCUGUCGCUGGGCAACACGGACUUUCAACUCCCUCCAAAGAUUUUCUAUGGGGUUGAGAUCUGGAGACUGGCUAGGCCACUCCAGGACCUUGAAAUGCUUCUUACGAAGCCACUCCUUCGUUGCCCGGGCGGUGUGUUUGGGAUCAUUGUCAUGCUGAAAGACCCAGCCACGUUUCAUCUUCAAUGCCCUUGCUGAUGGAAGGAGGUUUUCACUCAAAAUCUCACGAUACAUGGCCCCAUUCAUUCUUUCCUUUACACGGAUCAGUCGUCCUGGUCCCUUUGCAGAAAAACAGCCCCAAAGCAUGAUGUUUCCACCCCCAUGCUUCACAGUAGGUAUGGUGUUCUUUGGAUGCAACUCAGCAUUCUUUGUCCUCCAAACACGACGAGUUGAGUUUUUACCAAAAAGUUAUAUUUUGGUUUCAUCUGACCAUAUGACAUUCUCCCAAUCCUCUUCUGGAUCAUCCAAAUGCACUCUAGCAAACUUCAGACGGGCCUGGACAUGUACUGGCUUAAGCAGGGGGACACGUCUGGCACUGCAGGAUUUGAGUCCCUGGCGGCGUAGUGUGUUACUGAUGGUAGGCUUUGUUACUUUGGUCCCAGCUCUCUGCAGGUCAUUCACUAGGUCCCCCCGUGUGGUUCUGGGAUUUUUGCUCACCGUUCUUGUGAUCAUUUUGACCCCACGGGGUGAGAUCUUGCGUGGAGCCCCAGAUCGAGGGAGAUUAUCAGUGGUCUUGUAUGUCUUCCAUUUCCUAAUAAUUGCUCCCACAGUUGAUUUCUUCAAACCAAGCUGCUUACCUAUUGCAGAUUCAGUCUUCCCAGCCUGGUGCAGGUCUACAAUUUUGUUUCUGGUGUCCUUUGACAGCUCUUUGGUCUUGGCCAUAGUGGAGUUUGGAGUGUGACUGUUUGAGGUUGUGGACAGGUGUGGAGGCCAUCACUCUCCUUCUUGGUAAAAUAGCCCUUACACAGCCUGGAGGCGUGUUGGGUCAUUGUCCUGUUGAAAAACAAAUGAUAGUCCCACUAAGGCCAAACCAGAUGGGAUGGCUUAUCACUGCAGAAUGCUGUGGUAGCCAUUCUGGUUAAGUGUGCCUUAAUUCUAAAUAAAUCACAGACAGUUUCACCAGCAAAGCACCCCCACACCAUAACACCACCACCUCCAUGCUUUACGGUGGGAAAUACACAUGCGGAGAUCAUCCGUUCACCCACACCGCGUCUCACAAAGACAUGGCGGUUGGAACCAAAAAUCUCAAAUUUGGACUCCAGACCAAAGGACAUAUUUCCACCGGUCUAAUAUCCAUUGCUCGUGUUUCUUGGCCCAUGCAGGUCACUUCUUCUUAUUGGUGUCCUUUAGUAGUGGUUUCUUUGCAGCAAUUAGACCAUGAAGGCCUGAUUCACACAGUCCCCUCUGAACAGUUGAUGUUGUGAUGUGUCUGUUACUUGAACUCUGUGAAGCAUUUAUUUGGGCUGCAAUGUCUGAGGCUGAUAACUCUAAUGAACUUAUCCUCUGCAGCAGAGGUAACUCUGGGUCUUUCAUUCCUGUGGCGGUCCUCAUGAGAGCCAGUUUCAUCAUAGCGUUUGAUGGUUUUUCCGACUGCACUGCUUAUUUGAGCUGUUCUUGCCAUAAUAUGGACUUGGUCUUUUACCAAAUAGGGCUAUCUUCUGUAUACCCCACUACCUUGUCACAACACAACUGAUUGGCUCAAACGCAUUAAGAAGGAAAUAAAUUCCACAAAUUAACUUUUAAGAAGGCACACCUGUUAAUUGAAAUGCAUUCCAGGUGACUGGCUCAUGAAGCUGGUUGAGAGAAUGCCAAGAGUGUGCAAAGCUGUCAUCAAGUCAAAGGGUGGCUAUUUGAAGAAUCUCAAAUAUAAAAUAUUGAUUUGUUUAACACAUUUUGGUUACUACAUGAUUCCAUAUGUGUUAUUUCUUAGUUUUGAUGUCUUCACUAUUAUUCUACAAUGUGUAAAACUGUAAAAAUAAAUAAAAACCCUUGAAUGAGUAGGUGUCCAAACUUUUGACUGGUAGUGUACCUCUGAUCAGUACUGCACAUAGGUCAAAGGUCAUCCAGAAUGUUGUGCAUUUGUAGUCUCCCGAGUGGCGCAGUGGUUCGAAUCCAGGCUCUGUCGUAGCCGGCCGCGACAGGGUGACCCAUGGGGCGGCGCACAAUUUGGCCCAGCGUUGUCCAGGGUAGGGGAGGGAAUGGCUGGCAGGGAGGUAGCUCAGUUGGUAGAGCAUGGCGUUUGCAACGCCAGGGUUGUGGGUUCGAUUCCCAUGGGGGGCCAGUAUAAAAAAUAAAAUCAAAAAAAUAAUAAUGUAUGCACUCACUAACUGUAAGUCGCUCUGGAUAAGAGCGUCUGAUAAAUGACUAAAAUGUAAAUGUAGUGUAGGUAUCUGUUAUUCACAAUCCUGGAGCUUUGAGUAGUCUUGUUUUGAGUAUCAUUCAUAGUUAUUUUUAUAUUUUGUUAACUACAGUUCUCAUAUUGCUGAUUGGUUAUGGAUGGGUUUUGAGUUUAUGCUGACGUCUGUCUCUUUCUAUCUCUGUCUGUUUGUGUGUUUGAGCAGGACUGAUGGACGACGCUGGUCUUUGGCCUCUCUGCCCUCCUCUGGCUAUGGCACCAACACACCCAGCUCCACUGUCUCUGUAUGUACCAUACCUUACCACUCGAUUUGUUAAAGGACAUGAAAACAGAAUAUAUUGUAUGUGUUAGCUAGAUUCUUUAAAAGCCAUGCCAAAAAGGUUGUUAAACCUAAACCUCUUCACAUACAGUAUACUGAUGGAAAACCCUUUCAAUCUAAAAAUACUUAUACCAAAUCACUGGAUAUUCAAGAAUCAUUCGAAAAAAUAUGUUUCAAUGUGAAAUGAUCAUUUGAUGGACAUCCUCUAGUCUGUACUUCAGUCACCAGUACUGUACUGUAAGCUACUGGUAGUCAGAGAUGAGGGGUGCCAUAGUGAUCAGAUUCUCCCGCUAGUGUCUCGCAGGCUGACUCAUACCACCAGACGCUGUGUUUAGGGCCAGCAGAUUUGUUUUGGAGUAAACAUGGCCCUGGCACAAACGCACACGCACACGCACAUACACAUGCACAUACACAUACACAUAACUCUGCUCUGUUUACUGACAAACUAAAAUCACACAGGCAGGAGAUGGUCAACUCAGACACCACACACAGGCCCCAUGGCUGAGUACACAAGCCAAGUAAACAAGCCGUCGCACACAAAGUAAUGGGUUGUUUGUUAACGGCCAUGUUGUAUGAGGACGAUCAAUUAGAGCUGAUAAAUACUUAACAUGUUGCCGGAGGCUGGUGAGAACGACUGGUUAGGAGGAACUACUAUAGAGUGGGAUUAACGCCAGCAACUGUGUUGUUUGUCCAGGCUAUGUUUGCAGCUUACUUUAAAUUGAAUCCCUAUUUGGAUUGGAUUUGAGAACAAUGUAAUGAGAAGAAAAGGGGGAUUGUUUACAGUAAUUUGUUAGCUUUCAUGUACUGUACCGUCACAACCAUUUUGGCACCCAUAAGUUUCAGUCCUUCAUUUUCAAGACGCUGUAAAAGAGAAUCAAAACCGCAAUCAACAUUUACCCAAUCAAAUAAACACAACAGUCAGAAAAAACACGCAACUCUCCUGAUAAGUCAUUCUCUCGUGCAAAAACAUCAUCAAAGCGUUAGCCUCCUUCUUUUUCUCUUUUAUUUUCUUGUUCAUUGUAUAUUCAUUUCAUUUCCAGUCGUCCUGUUCAUCACAGGAGAAGCUGCACCAGCUACCUUCCAGCCCACGCCGGACGAGCUACACUUUCUCUCCAAGCACUUCUGCACUGAGAGCAUCGCCGGGGACGACCGACGGAGGGGGACAGCGCCCAUGCGACCCCGCUCACGCAGUCUCAGGUAUGUAUGGAGGCCCGGCAAGGUCACACACCUUUUAAGGAUGCUGGGUGUAACAGUCGCUGAAAAUGACACUCCUUAUAUGUACUUUUAUGUGAUUAUUUUUCAAAUUAGAUGUGAUUCAUACUAUAUAUAUAUUUAUUUUAUUUAACCUUUAUUUAUCCAGGUUAGUCUCAUUGAGAUAAAAUCUAUUUUUCAAGAGAGACCUGGUCCAACCAUAUAUCACAUGUAUCAAUGUAUUUUUGAUGUAAGAUAAAGUAUGUGUUAUAAGUACUGAUCAUUCCUUUAUUUUCUUAUGCGUUUGCAGCCCUGGAAGAUCCCCAUCCUGUUGUGAUCAUGAGAUCAUUAUGAUGAACCAUGUCUACAAGGAACGCUUUCCUAAGGUGAGGGGACAACAGGAGUAUAACUAAUAUUGCCUUAUCUCCUUAACGUUUGUUAUUUGGUAUCAAUUAUUAUUUCUAUAUUUUUAUAAAUAUUUUAUUUUAUUUCACCUUUAUUUAACCAGGUAAGCCAGUUGAGAACAAGUUCUCAUUUACAACUGCGACCUGGCCAAGAUAAAGCAAAGCAGUGCGAUAAAAACAACAACACAGAGUUACAUAUGGGGUAAACAAAACAUAAAAGUCAAAAAUACAACAGAAAAUAUAUAUACAGUGUGUGCGAAUGUAGUAAGUUAUGGAGGUAAGGCAAUAAAUAGGCCAUAGUGCAAAAUAGUUACAAUUUCAUAUUAACACUGGAAUGAUAGAUGUGCAAAAGAUUAUAUUGCAGAUAGAUUGUAACUUCCAUCAAUGCAAUUGUCUGCAUCACUUCCAAUCCCCCAUAUGUUUUUUUUCUUGCAUAUAUAUAUAUAUAUAUAUAUAUAUAUAUAUAUAUAUAUAUAUAUAUAUAUAUAUAUACACACACACAUACAUACACACAUACAUACAUACAUAUAAAUACAUAUAUACAUAUCCUUUAAAAAUAUAUAUUUCCCUUUAUUACUUUCCAACCCCACCACCCCUUCCCUAAUUGAAGUAAACUAGUGAACAACAAUGCUUAGGCCUCUACUUCACCUUAUACAUAAUAUAUACAUUUUAUGCACACAGUCAAUUUGACAAUAAUUACUCCUGAACUUCCUCUACCCUCAACCUCUCCGAUCAUUUUCAUGAUGUCCAUCCGGUUUGCUUCUAUAUGCCAUAUCUUUCUAACUGUGCUCUUUCACAAAAGCUCUCAACCUAUAACCUAUAUACUUAUUAUGAACACAGUAUGCUUUACAUUAGUUAUCUAGUUAUCAUAAGGUUUAUUACACACAGUGACAAAAGUUGCUAUUUUUCAACCACUUCUAAACUUUUUACCCUCUCCUGACCACUUUUGCACCACUUUCUACCACCUUUAAACCUUUUUACCCAACAUGUCCUCUCCUUCUAACCCUUUCCACCCCUCCGUGUCUCUCCAGGCCACGGCCCAGAUGGAGGAGAGGAUCCAGGAGAUCAUCCGGACCAGCUCCCCGGAGAGCGUGCUGCCGCUGGCGGACGGUGUGCUGGGGUUUGCUCACCACCAGAUCAUCGAGCUGGUCCGCGACUGCCUGGAGAAGAGCCGCCUGGGCCACGUCACCUCGCGCUACUUCUGCGAGCUCACCGACAAACUGGAGAGGCUCUUCCAGGAGGUGGGUGACACUAUGGGUGCACCUCAAUAGUGUAAAGUGGUUACCUUUCCUUGUGUCCUCUACUCCCAUAUUAAUAAUCUGGCAUAAUGAAGGAAAGUAGACGAGGAAAGGAAGCAAUAAAGAGUACCUGCCCCACUUUAAAAUACAUCAACCUUUUACCAUAGUAAUAAGCGCAGUGUAAUUACAAUGUCGGUACACAUUACUGCAUAAGACUUUGUGAUACAAUCAAACAGAUUCUUUCACCAAAUGAUUUGGUUUACAGUGCUCUCUUACCUCUACGGUAUUCAAAGUAAUUUUUGAAGCACUAUUACAAAUAUAAAUGUUCUGUAUUGCUCAGCUUCAUCUCCCGUCAUGCAGGCUUGCUAUGAUAAUCCCUCCCUCUUACUUAAUGGUACUUCCAGUCCCAAGCACUGAGAAGCUCACAGGUCUGUAUGAGAUGUUGAGUGAGUGUGUUCUGUUUUGUUCUGUGUGUGUAUAGUCCACGUCCCGGUCGGAGAGCCAGGAGGUGAACUUCAUCAAAGAGCUGGUAAAGAAGAUCCUCAUCGUCAUCGCCAGGCCAGCGCGCCUCCUGGAAUGCCUGGUAUGUCUCGCCUGAAUGUUGCUAGUUAGCUACCAAGCACAUGGCAAUGACUUCUCACUGACACAUAUUACACUAAUUAUAUUAGGGCCAGGAGUUUUUCCUGACCAUGUGGUGUGACUAGGCAAAUCUCUGGGCAAUAAUACUAAAUAUGUUUCUGUCCCAUGGCUAAUCAGAAUUACCAUGUAGCUCUAUCUAAACUAGGUUUGAAGAGGUAUGUGAGGCAUUUGACACACAUCACAUCCAUGUCUCUGUUGUAUAAAGAGGCUUGCGACCUGGUGACAAGCCAUACAGAUGCAAUACAUCCUCCUCUCGCUGCUGCUAUUGAUUGUUACAUUGACAUCACUGUCAACCCAAAGAAAAGCCAACAGCACUCAGACAAUUCCUAUUGAAACUUCAAAACUAAGAGUUCCAGAAGUGUUGUAGUGAAACCUGUGUCCCUGUGUUGUCCUUUCCUCAGGAGUUUGAUCCAGAGGAGUUCUACCAUCUGUUGGAGGCUGCCGAGGGUCACGCCAAAGAGGGCCAAGGCAUCAAGACUGACAUCCCCCGCUACAUCAUCAGCCAGUUGGGGCUCACACGGGACCCCCUGGAAGGUAUGUCAGGUUUGACCUUUUAAGAGUUGGGCAGGUAGACGGUGCCUAAACCAUCAUGAGUGGAGGUGCAACCAAACAUCACACAUUCAGAAUGAAACAAGUGCUUUCUGCUGAAAGCUGCAAGGGCUAUGAACUAAUUCCAGUGGUGGACUGCAUUAUUCAAGUAAUCAAGAAGUUUCUGAAUAUGUAGAAAAUAACUUUUGUUUCAUGAUAUAAAACCUAAGAUGUGCUAACCUUGAUAUUCAUGCUCUACUGAUGCCACUGGCUACUUUCCAAUUGUUCACCCUUCUCCCAAAGUGUACACACCCCCUCAUUGAUUUAAAAGGAACGGGCUGGUGUGAGGAAUAUGGUGGAAACUCCCUCCAGCCAUGCUUGCACCAAUCCAAUGCUUUUAACAGGAUUCGUACAGUCAUGGAAAUCCUGGAAAAGUCAUGGAAUUUCAAAAUGUUUUGGAAAAUGAUCCAAUCUGAAACGUUUUGGAAAAGUCAUGGAAAUGUAUUUCAUAAUUUCUCUUAAUGUAAUUGUUUUAGGCACAGUUGAAUUUUUAAAAAUCAAUUAAAUAAAAAUCAACAGAUAAGCCAGGAUUGGUAUGCACUUUAGCAAGUCUGUGAUUGCGCACAUCACCUGCAUGAGAAGCUGCACCAGCUUGACCACCCUUGAUUACGCCCUUGAUUACAUAACAUUACAAACAAAAAAUAUUUAAUGCCUUUUGAAAUAAUUCGCUCAUUCAAUAUAUCAAAGAUAUAUUUUUUUAUCUUUGAUAUAUUGAAUGAGCGAAUUAUUUCAAAAGGCAUAAAAUGUAUUUGGUUCAAAUGUUAUACAGCAAGGGUGGUCAAUCAUCCUCCAGGAGAGCUAAUGGGUGUUCAGGCUUUUAUUCCUGUCCCCCUCUAACAAACCACAUUUGAGAAAUUAGCUGAUCAACUGAACCUUGAUAAACUGGCUUUGAUGUGUUUGAGCAGGGCUUUAUCAAAAGCCUGCACACCAGUGGUGGUCGGUGCCAUUUAAGAUGAGGGAGGAUGAUUAUUUAUUUUAUGAGCAUUGCCUUAUUUCUAUUACAGCAUAUUGGAUGACUGUCAUUCAUAUUCCAUUCACCCAGUUCAAUGUAACAUCGAUAGGUUUAGGCUACUACAUGAUACUCAAAUUUUCCCUAUACCCAUCAUGCGGUUGCUACAAUCUAGCCUAUGAAUAAAAGUUUACAAUGUAGGUGCACACAGGUCGAGAGAAAGAUUUGAAGUGACAGACCUUGACACAUUCAAUACCGUCUUGAACACUCAUGGCAGCAUCUAGCUAGUUUUAAACGUUCCGUUUGCUUCCCUUUAAGAAACGUUUUUCAACAGAAUCGGUGGAAUGAAUACACCCCUGAUCACACGCAAACAGUUCACUUUCAUAGCCACAUACAAACAGCUCGUUGUAUUCCUUCUCGCAUCUACGCGCUCUCCUCCUCUCAACUUUUCCUUUCGCUUGUGGACUUCAAUGCACAACACAUCAGCUGUCUGUGACCAGGCGAAAAAACCUUGCCAAGCCUUCAUAUCCGCUACCCACAGCCUAUAUCGUUGUCACCAUAUUAGCUAACGUCAAGUCAACAUAGCUACUAGAACUAACGCGUUAGUAAACCCGCUACAAUCAUGCAGUAAGUCAGUAAGCAGUUUGGCUGUUACACCGGCGGGCCACGGUGGCAAUAAAUUAAUAAAACCAAAAGCUUACCUUGACUUGGAAGGGUUCCAAUGUUGGAUAGUCAUAGCCAGCUAGCUAACAAAGUAUCCCUCUGUUUGAGCCGGGUGUUUGAGUAGGCUAAACUAGCUAGCUGAAUUUGCUAACUAAGUAAGUGAAAGUGUUUUUUUUUUCUCUAAAUAUAGCUAGCUCUCUUUCUCUCUCGCUCCUUCAUUUUUGAAGAAAUUAUUUAUAUUUGAGUCAACUACUCAGCACAUUUUAUGCACUGCAGUGCUAGCUGUAGCUUAUGCUUUCAGUACUAGAUUAAUUAUCUGACCCUUUGAUUGGGUGGACAAUAUGUCAGUUCAUGCUUGUCAUAAAACACCCAUGCAUACCCCACAAAACACACCCAUGCAUACCCCACAAGACAUGCCACCAGAGGUCUCUUCACAUUCCCCAAAUCCAGAACAGACUAUGGGAGGCGCGCAGUACUACAUAGAGCCAUGACUACAUGGAACUCUAUUCCACAUCAAGUGACUCAUGCAAGCAGUAAAAUUUGAUUUAAAAAAAAGAUAAAAAUACACCUUAUGGAACAGUGGGACUGUGAAGAAACACAAACACUGGCACAGACACACAUGAUAAGACACGCACUCUACACACACGUACACAUGGAUGUUGAAUUGUAAAUAUGUGAUAGUGGAGUAUUGUCCUGAGGGAAAACACUAAAUGUAUUGGGUAAAGUGUUAUGAAAUGUAAUGUCAUGUAAUAUUUUAAAUUGUGUAUAACUGCCUUAAUGUUGCUGGACACCAGGAAGAGUAGCUGCUGCCUUGGCAACAGCUAAUGGGGACCCUUAAAUACAAAAAUACAAAAUAAUUACUGUGCAAGUCUAUGUAAGGUGGUGAGAACUAUGAGCCUCCUAGGUUUUGUAUUGAAGUCAAUGUACCCAGAGUAGGACAGAAGCUAGCUGUCCUCCGGCUACACCAUAGUGCUACCCUUCAGAGUGCUGUUGAGGCUACUGUAGACCUUCAUUGCAAAACAGUGUGUUUUAAUCAAUUAAUUGGUGAGGUGAAUAGAUUUUGUAAAGUUUUAUCUAAAAAGGAUAACUUUUUAAAUGUUUCACUUUUUAUUUGUAUGAAAUUAACUGAGGAGGAUGGUCCUCCCUCCUCUGAGGAGCCUACACUGCUGCACACACAGUAGCUCUCCAGACCAGUGGUGUGUAUUCAUGGAUGCCAAGGGAAGCAAGGCUUCCCCAAAAGAUUGACCAAGAAAAAAACAUAUAAAAUAAUUUUUCGUCUCUCUUUCAUAAUCAAAACAGUCAAAACAGUUCGCUGCUCUGGCACCCCAAUGGUGGAACAAGUUCCCUCACGACGCCAGAACAGCGGAGUCACUGACCACCUUCCGGACACACUUGAAACCCUACCUCUUUAAGGAACACCUGGGAUAGUAUAAAAGUAAUCCUUCUACCCCCCCUACCCCCCCUACCCCCCUCCCCCCCAAAAAUAAUUAUAUAUAUAUAUAUAUAUAUAUAUACACACACACACACACACACACAGUGGGGAAAGAAGUAUUUAGUCAGCCACCAAUUGUGCAAUUUCUCCCACUUAAAAAGACGAGAGAGGCACACGUCAUCAUAGGUACACGUCAACUAUGACAGACAAAUUGAGAAGAAAAAAAAUCCAGAAAAUCACAUUGUAGGAUUUUUAAUGAAUUUAUUUGCAAAUUAUGGUGGAAAAUAAGUAUUUGGUCACCUACAAACAAGCACAAUUUCUGGCUCUCACAGACCUGUAACUUCUUCUUUAAGAGGCUCCUCUGUCCUCCACUCGUUACCUGUAUUAAUGGCACCUGUUUGAACUUGUUAUCAGUAUAAAAGACACCUGUCCACAACCUCAAACAGUCACACUCCAAACUCCACUAUGGCCAAGACCAAAGAGCUGUCAAAGGACACCAGAAACAAAAUUGUAGACCUGCACCAGGCUGGGAAGACUGAAUCUGCAAUAGGUAAGCAGCUUGGUUUGAAGAAAUCAACUGUGGGAGCAAUUAUUAGGAAAUGGAAGACAUACAAGACCACUGAUAAUCUCCCUCGAUCUGGGGCUCCACGCAAGAUCUCACCCCGUGGGGUCAAAAUGAUCACAAGAACGGUGAGCAAAAAUCCCAGAACCACACGGGGGGACCUAGUGAAUGACCUGCAGAGAGCUGGGACCAAAGUAACAAAGCCUACCAUCAGUAACACACUACGCCGCCAGGGACUCAAAUCCUGCAGUGCCAGACGUGUCCCCCUGCUUAAGCCAGUACAUGUCCAGGCCCGUCUGAAGUUUGCUAGAGUGCAUUUGGAUGAUCCAGAAGAGGAUUGGGAGAAUGUCAUAUGGUCAGAUGAAACCAAAAUAGAACUUUUUGGUAAAAACUCAACUCGUCGUGUUUGGAGGACAAAGAAUGCUGAGUUGCAUCCAAAGAACACCAUACCUACUGUGAAGCAUGGGGGUGGAAACAUCAUGCUUUGGGGCUGUUUUUCUGCAAAGGGACCAGGACGACUGAUCCGUGUAAAGGAAAGAAUGAAUGGGGCCAUGUAUCGUGAGAUUUUGAGUGAAAACCUCCUUCCAUCAGCAAGGGCAUUGAAGAUGAAACGUGGCUGGGUCUUUCAGCAUGACAAUGAUCCCAAACACACCGCCCGGGCAACGAAGGAGUGGCUUCGUAAGAAGCAUUUCAAGGUCCUGGAGUGGCCUAGCCAGUCUCCAGAUCUCAACCCCAUAGAAAAUCUUUGGAGGGAGUUGAAAGUCCGUGUUGCCCAGUGACAGCCCCAAAACAUCACUGCUCUAGAGGAGAUCUGCAUGGAGCAAUGGGCCAAAAUACCAGCAACAGUGUGUGAAAACCUUGUGAAGACUUACAGAAAACGUUUGACCUGUGUCUUUGCCAACAAAGGGUAUAUAACAAAGUAUUGAGAAACUUUUGUUAUUGACCAAAUAAUUAUUUUCCACCAUAAUUUGCAAAUAAAUUCAUUAAAAAUCCUACAAUGUGAUUUUCUGGAUUUUCUUUUCUCAUUUUGUCUGUCAUAGUUGACGUGUACCUAUGAUAAAAAUUACAGGCCUCUCAUCUUUUUAAGUGGGAGAACUUGCACAAUUGGUGGCUGACUAAAUAGUUUUUUCCCCCACUGUGUAUAUAUAUAUAUAAAACAAAUGGAAAUUAAAAAUAUACUCUAGAAACAAAAAACAUAAUAUAUUUAAAAUAAAAAAAUAGAAUAUUGAAAAGUGGUUGUCCCACUGGCUAUCAUAAGGUGAAUGCACCAAUUUGUAAGUCGCUCUGGAUAAGAGCGUCUGCUAAAUGACGUAAAUGUAAAAGUAUAAUUUCCCUUCAAUUUGCAAGAGGCAGAAUGUAUCUCACCGGAGAAAGCAUCCGAGCGAGCGACGCAGUGCCCCUCGGUCUCUGUAUGUGUAGACUAUCUAUCUGAUGCGGUCUAGUCAAAAAGAGUAUGACAUUGUAUGCAAGGGAAGCCAGCUAGCUAUUGGCCUCCCUUGAUUAAUUUUUUAAAUAAAAUAAUAGCCAAUCAGCGUUGAGCUAAACUGAGUGAGCUCAACUGUGAAUGGUCCUAGCGCACCAAAAAAAAAGUGUCAAGGGAAGAUAGUUUGGAUUUGGCUUCACUCCAAUCACAUCACAUCGAGAGCAAUACCUCAUUGACAGAAAGAACUUGAAUUGUUGCAUCUCGUUGUGUUGUCCUCCGGUGGCUGGCUGGCUAGCUAGCUAGCUAAAAUUGGCCCUUUCCUAAAUUAACCAUGGAUGGAGAUAGGGAUUUGGACUUGUAGUUUUACUUAAUUCUCCGUAAGCCAAUUAUUGUAGCGGCGAUUCUGAUCCAACCAUAAAUUCAUACAUUGUGCCCCUGGCCUGAGAGGAUGGAAGUUCAAUAUGUAGCUAGAUGUAGAAGGCUCAUGUUAACUAGCUAACGUUGCACAUGAAAGGAAGUUAGGCUAGCAUUUUAGCCAGGUAGCCUAGGACAACAAAAAAUUUAAGCAUGUACUGUAUGACAGAGCCAUAGACCGUAUUGUCAACAUGAAAGAGAGGAGGAUGGCAUUGCCGUUGGCAUUUCUCUACAAGUAGGGUGAGUUGUGUUUUUUCGACUUGCAUGCACGCACACACACACGCAAAUCGGAACCAUGGACAGCCACAUCAUAUUUAGCUUACGUUGAUUGGACUAAAUAGUUUUUGGUACCCUAGUUGUCACUGUAUUAGACUAAGCAUAGAUGAUUUUAUGAUUUUGUAAUGUUGAAGUUGAAAUAGUGGAGGCAGCUUCUGUUUUCUUUGCGACUUGCGGUAACUCUCCGUAUUUCUAAAUCAAUAGUUGUUUAGUAGUGCGAAAAUGUUGCAAACAUUAACUUGCUUGACGAUGCUGUAGGUCAUGUAACUGUUUUUAUUUUAUUGUUUCAGCCUUAGGCCUAUAUAUCACGGUUGCAAGGCAUAUGAACUAACAGGAUUUUUUCUGGGUUGGCUUCCCCAGUAUUUCUAUUUAUUAUGGAUCCCCAUUAGCUGCUGCCAAGGCAGCAGCUACUCUUCCUGGGGUCCAUCAAAAUUAAGGCAGUUCAUACAAUUUUAAAAACAUUACAAUACAUUCACAGAUUUCACAACACACUGUGUACGUGUGUGUGUAGUGCGUAUGUUAUUGUGUGUGUAUGCAUGUGCCUGCACCUAUGUUUGUUGCUUCAUAGUCCCCGCUUUUCCAUAAGGUGUUUUUUAAAUCUAAAUUUACUACUUGCAUCAGUUACUUGAUGUGGAAUAGAAUUCCAUGUAGUCAUGGCUCUAUGUAGUACUGUGCGCCUCCCAUAGUCUGUUCUGGACUUGGGGACUGUGAAGAGACCUCUGGUGGCAUGUCUUGUGGGGUAUGCAUGGGUGACCGAGUUGUGCACCAGUAGUUCAAACGGACAGCUCGGUGCAUUCAACAUGUCAAUACCGCUCAUAAAUACAAGUAGUGAUGAAGUCAAUCACUCCUCCACUUUGAGCCAGGAGAGAUUGACAUUAAUAUUAGCUACUGUUGUAUCAAUAUGUUUUGACCAUGACAGUUUACAAUCCAGGGUUACUCCAAGCAGUUUAGUCACCUCAACUUGCUACAUUUCCACAUUAUUUAUUACAAGAUUUAGUUGAGGUUUAGGGUUUAGUGAAUUAUUUGUCCCAAAUACAGUGUUUUUAGUUUUAGAAAUAUUUAGGACUAACUUAUUCUUUGCCACCCACUCUGAAACUAACUGCAACUCUUUAAGUGUUGCAGUCAUUUCAGUCGCUGUAGUAGCUGACAUGUAUAGUGUUGAGUCAUCCGCAUACAUAGACACACUGGCUUUACUCAAAGCCAGUGGCAUGUCAUUAGUAAAGAUUGAAAAAAGUAAUGGGCCUAGACAGCUGCCCUGGGGAAUUCCUGAUUCUACCUGGAUUAUGUUGGAGAGGCUUCCAUUAAAGAACACCCUCUGUGCUCUGUUAGACAGGUAACUCUGUAUCCACAAUAUAGCAGGUGGAGUAAAGCCAUAACACAUACGUUUUUCCAGCAGCAGACUAUGAUCGAUAAUGUCAAAAGCCACACUGAAGUCUAUCAAAACAGCCCCCACCAUCUUUUUAUCAUCAAUUUCUCUCAGCCAAUCAUCAGUCAUUUGUGUAAGUGCUGUGCUUGUUGAAUGUCCUUCUCUAUAAGAAUGCUGAAAGUUUGUUGUCAAUUUGUUUACUGUAAAAUAGCAUUGUAUCUGGUCAAACACAAUUUUUUCCAAUAGUUUACUAAGGGUUGGUAACAGGCUAAUUGGUCGGCUGUUUGAGCCAGUAAAGGGGGCUUUACUAUUCUUAGGUAGCGGAAUGACUUUUGCUUCCCUCCAAGCCUGGGGGCACACACAUUCUAGAAGGCUUAAAUUGAAAAUAUGGCAAAUAGGAGUGGCAAUAUCGUCCACUAUUAUCCUCAGUAAUUUUCCAUCCAAGUUGUCAGACCCCGGUGGCUUGUCAUUGUUGAUAGACAACAAUAAUUAUUUCACCUCUUCCACACUCACUUUACGGAACACUUUACUUUCAUAAUUUGGUCAGAUAUACUUGGAUGUGUAGUAUCAGCAAUGGUUGCUGGCAUGUCAUGCUUAAGUUUUCUAAUCUUGCCAAUGAAAAAAAUCAUUAAAGAUGUGUAGUGAUUUUACCCACGCACCGCUACUGCUCCAGACUGUGGGUUGACCACGUUUUUUUAUACAGUUGCCUAACAGGUAUUUUACUUUGUGGGGGGUUAAGUGCCUUGCACAAUGACUGGAGAUAGUACAUGGGAUCAGAGAGCAGCCUCUGUUUCGAUACCACAUAUGCUUACGUUUUUUAAUGUAAAUAGAGAUGCCGUCAAUUGUUAGUCAUGGAAAUGUGGUGAAAAGUCAUGAAAUUCAAUCUGUCAAAAUGUGUAUGAACCCUGUUUUAAAUGAAUGAGGGGUAGUGAAUGAGUGCAAACUUCUGGAGAAAGGUACAGAAUCGUAACGCAGCCAUUGUAUUGCAUCCAAUCACUUCUCGUGCUUUGUUCUCGAAGCACCUGUCAACGCUACAUUGAUGACCUGAUGAGAAUAUGAUAAGGAUAAUAUUUAUGAUCGUGAAUCUACUUCACCCAACCAGCUUCAUCAGAACACUUCAGCCUAAAUUGGUUUCUUGAUCUCGUUUCAGUGGAGGAGAGGAGUCAUCGGAAAAUAAUUUCACAUUUUAAUUAACGUUAUGUUUCUUGUGAAACUCCCUCCGUAAUGUACUGAGAGAAAAUACUUCUAUGAUAAUUGAAAAAAUCCUAAUUAUGUUUUGGAUAUUGCGGUCUUUAUUAACGUUUUGAAAGCAUUGCCGGAGCAGAAAAUCAGUUUUUAGAGAAGAUGAAUGACUUGUAUUACUACUACAGAAGAACUAAUACUAGAAGUACCAGCUACCCAAUGACCAAAAUAUUGCAUCAGCAUUACAGGUAACUUUUCUAGCAAUGCUAAUAUUGUACAAGAUUAGAGAAGUUUUAAGACAAAGGUGGUGUGGAGUAAUGUCAUGUACUGAACUGACUGCCAUCCUCUGGUCCUCUGUAGCUCAGCUGGUAGAGCACGGCGCUUGUAACGCCAAGGUAGUGGGUUCGAGCCCCGGGACCACCCAUACACAAAAAAAAAAAAUGUAUGCACGCAUGACUGUAAGUCGCUUUGGAUAAAAGCGUCUGCUAAAUGGCAUUAUUAUUAUUAUUAUUAUUUAAUGUGCCUCUCCUCUCUCCAUUCAAACCCCAGUGUUCAUUCUGACUAAUUAGGAACGAAUGGUCUCCCUAUAGAGCUGAAACAGAUCGACACACAGACUGGCUCACUAACCUCCGUCCUCAUUGGCCAAUGUCUCUCGACUCAUUUCCCCUGGGCCUAUCCUGUGUGUUUUUCUUGCCCAGUAGCCUGGAGCGCUGGAAGCAGCCUUCUAGGCAGGGACAAGAUGCUAAGUUGCAUUGGAAAUGUGUUGGACGACCGAACAACCCCCUCCUGAUUCGCUAGCUCCUGCUGUUCAUACAGCGCUGAUGGGAAGGGAUGGACACACACGUGCAUAUGCGCAUGUACAUGCAAGACACACACACAGGAGUGUUCUGGAGUUGUGAUUUUCUUAAUGGAUGUCCGACAUGUGUUUGUGUUGCUGCCACUUCUGGUUUCCACCUCAUUUCCUCUCCUUUAGGAUUUCUCAGACUCCGCUCAACAGACUGAUGUGUGUUAAUAUACAGUACUCCCUAUAGGCUUUGACUAAAUGUCGGGGUAUAGAUAAGACAUCUGGAUUCAAAGGGCACUGUUUUGUGUCUGAAGGUGAAAAUGCUGAAAUGGCAAAGUCGAAUGAAAUGCUGACGUUGUUCCUCUCUGUCCCGCACCUAUAGAAAUUGCUCAGAUGACCAGUUAUGAUAGUGGGAUCGCUGAAACACCCGAGACAGAUGACUCUGUGAGUUUUCAGCAUUUUUAUUCAAGUUUUAAUUGCAGGUUAGAUGUAUUUCAGUAGAAUAAAGUUUCUCUCCUCUCGUCCUCCCAGUCCCAGAGUCUGAACGCGGCCCUGCGAUCCCGACGAAAGCCCUGCGAGAUGGACUUUGAGAUGAACAAACUCAUCAGCAACGGAGCCUACGGGUGAGAGCAUCCUCUCUGGUGUCAGUCAGAACGGUUAUGAUGGAAUCCUACUCUGUUUAAGCUGUUAUUUAGGAUUUUAAUGGGAUAUGUAGUCCCGUGUAGCUCAGUUGGUAGAGCAUGGCGCUUGCAACGCCAGGGUUGUGGGUUCGAUUCCCACGGGGGACCAGUAUGAAAAUGUAUGCACUGACUAACUGUAAGUUGCUCUGGAUAAGAGCGUCUGCUAAAUGACUAAAAUGUAAAUAUGUGAUUUGGAUUUACUAAAAGGGAAUCUUUCACUCAUGUUUACCAUCUCCAAUUCAUGGCCCUGUCCUGUUUUCUUCCUAAGCCAUAAAUAAGUCUGUACCGCGGGACUGACAAUGUGUUCCCUCUCCAACAGAGCUAUGAAUGUGUGAUUUCAAUCCAUCUUUAUAGUGUACAGGUAACUGCCAAAAUAAAGGAAAAACUUGAGUAAAUGAGGAAUACAAAGUAUAUUGAAAGCAGGUGCUUCCACACAGGUGUGCUUCCUGAGUUAAUUAAGCAAUUCAACUCCCAUUAUGCUUAGGGUCAUGUAUAAAAAUGCCCAGUUGACCAUUAUUUUGGCUGCCAUGAUUGGAAGAAAAGAUCUCAGUGACUUUGAAGGAGGUGUCUCAAAGGAGCAUAGGGGGUUUAAAUGGUGUGUGUCUCAGUCACCAGAUCUCAACCCAAUUGAACACUUAUGAGAGAUUCUGGAGCGGUGCCUGAGACUGCGUUUUCCACCGCCGUUAACAAAAAAACAAAUGAUGGAAUUUCUUGUGGAAGAAUGGUGUCGCCAUAGAGAUCCUAUUAUAUUACUAUUCUAAUUCCUAAUUAUAUGGGUGUCGCAUCCCUCCAAUAGGGUUCCAGACACUUGUAGAAUGCCUAGGCGCAUUGAAGCUGUUCUGGCGGCUUGUGGCCAACACCCUAUUAAGAUACUUUAUGUUGGUGUUUUCUUUAUUUUUGCAGCUACCUGUAUAUGACUAACAAUGUCAUUCUCUGACAGAGCAAUAUAUGCUUGAUUUACCUCAACCUGUACUGUGUGUCUGACAUAUUGUCUUCUCUUUCUCUCUCUCUGUGACAGGGCUGUGUAUCUGGUGCGCCACAAGGAGACCAAGCAGCGCUUCGCCAUGAAGAAGAUCAACAAACAGAACCUGAUGCUGAGGAACCAGAUCCAGCAAGCCUUCGUGGAAAGAGACAUCCUGACCUUCGCUGAGAACCCCUUCGUGGUCUCCAUGUUCUGCUCCUUCGAGACGCGACGACACCUCUGCAUGGUCAUGGAGUAUGUGGAAGGUAGGCAGCCAUUUCUAAUUCUUCUUUCUUACGGUACCAAAACUGUGGAAGACAGAAAGCUCACACCUGGGGGGAUAAACUGCUCUAGAAAUACUGGUUAAUGUUGUUCUGCCCUAUUAUUUUCCAAAUGUAUUAACAAAUUUUGUGUUGGGAUUAAUCAUAUGUCGAAAGUACUUCAUUGUAGGAUACAGUAUUUUAAUGUCAGAAUUAACUCAGUAAGCCAAUUCUCUGUGUCUGUAUGCCAUUAGGAGGUGACUGUGCCAACCUGCUGAAGAACAUGGGCCCCCUGCCUGUGGACAUGGCCAAGAUGUACUUUGCUGAGACGGUGCUGGCACUGGAGUACCUCCACAACUAUGGCAUAGUCCACAGGGACCUCAAACCAGACAAGUCAGUCUCUAAUAUCUCUAUAGUAUAUUCAGCUACUGAGAAUGUAGAUAGAUAUAGCCUGAUCUCAGAUCUGUUAGUGCUGUCUUACCAUGGUAAGACAACACAUGUCAUAGGAGUUGGCAAGACCGCAUGAACAGAUCUGGUAAGACACCCUUCAGACUGCUGAUCUUUGCGUUUUUAAAAUAGUCACUUGGGUCAUUGAUGUCUAUCAAUCACAUUUAUUUUAUAAAGCCCUUCAUACAUCAGCAGUUGUCACAAAGUGCUUUACAGAUACCCAGCCUAAAACCCCAAAGAGCAAGCAAAGCCGAUGCAGAGGCACAUAUGUCAUUAAUCUACUUAUCGUACCAACUGAGCGAGAUUUGGAGAUCUAUCUUCAUUGGCUUCUAUGUGAUGGUUGUGUCGUUCUCCCCCCCCCCCCCCCCCCCCCCCCCAGUCUGUUGGUGACCUCCAUGGGCCACAUCAAGCUGACAGACUUUGGGCUGUCCAAGGUGGGCCUGAUGAACAUGACCACUAACCUGUAUGAGGGACACAUAGAGAAGGACGCCCGAGAGUUCUCUGAUAAACAGGUACAGUGUGUGGAGAUGGAUUGGCAUUCUACCUACAGUAUAGGCCAGUCUUUCUCGCUCAUUUAUAGUUUCUCAUAAUUAAAACAAGCAAGCAGAGAGAACAUGACAGUUAUGGUAUCCAGUUUGAACACUGUUCGAAGAGCUCAGAUUGUGAAUACCUACAGCUUUCAGGUUUUUCUUUUUCAAAUAGGACAUUUUCAAGCCGCAACGUUUCACCAAAACAUACUACUAGUAUAAUGUGUCUAUACCUGUUGCCUUCUGUCUGUGUGUAGGUGUGUGGGACCCCAGAGUACAUCGCUCCAGAGGUAAUCCUGAGACAGGGCUAUGGGAAGCCAGUGGACUGGUGGGCCAUGGGCAUCAUCCUCUAUGAGUUCCUGGUGGGUUGCGUACCCUUCUUUGGAGACACACCGGAAGAACUGUUUGGACAAGUUAUCAGUGGUCAGUUUUACUCUUAUCUCUUUUUGAGUUGACAUUUGGGGCGAAUCCAAAGUUCCAAUUAAGUCGAAAUUUCACUUCCCAUUGACAUCAAUGCAUGACUAAGUAGGAGAAAAGUCUGAUGGCCUUUAUCCCCAGUGAAUAGGAAAGAUUGGCAAUAUCUAAUUAAACAGUAUGGAAUGGAUGGUGCCAAUCUAUCCAAUUUAUUUGGGAUCAAGGCAUGUUAUGCACAAAACAGAUGGUGUGGGAUGUGGACUCAGCUCGACAUUAGAACAAAAUACAUUUCUCCAAUUUAUGAAAACGUCCUUCCUUAUGGCUGUUGUGUUCAAGCCUUUUUACAUUUACAGCACAUUAUGCUGAAUAAAGAAAUAAGACCUUUAAAAAUGUCAGCAGUGGAAAUUCUUAGAGAGAAGAGUCUUUACAGUAUACAGAGAACCUCAGAGUGCCCCCUUUAUCUAUCCUAUGAAAAUUAAUGGUGUGCAAUGACAGAUGUGGUGUGCUCUAUAUCAUGCCAAAUUCCUUACGGACAUUGUUUUCUAGCCAUUUUAAGUGUAUAGCACAGACAUGGUGUAUUCGCCUACUUGUUCUAUGCAACGAAUAAGAAAAAAUAGUUUAAAAUGUCAGCAUGUUCUUAGAAAACUGAUCCUCUACACAGAACCCCGAUCUAUCCUAUGUUAAUUAAUGUGGUGCCAUGACAGAUUUGGUGUGCUCUCCAUCAUACCAGGCCAUAGGGACCCAGUGUUAAUUAAAGGGCUCUGAACACACUGAGCUGAAUGCCACGCUGCUCGGGCCUGAGGGCCAUCAUGCAUAUUCAUGCCUCACUCCCAAAUUUGAUUAAAAUGGGGGCCACAUUGCGCCAAAGAGACAACCGUGGCAUGGCACAGACUCUACUGGUGUGGCGCACACUGGUAUUUUUCAACUGUUGCUAACGGUCUACACCGGUCAAACACGCAUGAACAGACUCACACAGACACAUUGAGGUACACACACAAACAUGGAUAACACAUUAUUCUAGUACUGGAGAACAGACACUCAUGAAUUUCAUUUCUCAUCCUUGAGGGAGUGAAGGUCGCCAAUUUCCAAAUGUAAUGAUGUGAAUAAUAAACAAUAUGCCCUUUGUCUGAGGAAGUGCUGAAUAGCAUGCAUUAAUCAGAUUAUUUACAUUUAUUAUUGUGGGACUGUUAAAACUGUGGCUAACUGCUAGAUAACUCAGUAUGUGUUGUCUAUGGGAUAUUGCUAACUGCUAGCUAACUCAGUAUGUGUUGUCUCUGGGAUAUUGCUAACUGCUAGCUAACUCAGUAUGUGUUGUCUCUGGGAUAUUGCUAAGUGCUAACGAACUGAGUAUGUGUUGUCUCUGGGAUAUUGCUAGCUGCUAGAUAACUCCGUAUGUGUUGUCUCUGGGAUAUUGCUAACUGCUAGCUAACUCAGUAUGUGUUGUCUCUGGGAUAUUGCUAACUGCUAGCUAACUCAGUAUGUGUUGUCUCUGGGAUAUUGCUAACUGCUAGCUAACUCAGUAUGUCUUGUCUCUGGGAUAUUGCUAACUGCUAGCUAACUCAAUAUGUGUUGUCUCUGGGAUAUUAAUAAGUGCUAACAAACUGAGUAUGUGUUGUUUCCCAGAUGAGAUCAACUGGCCGGAGGGAGAGGACGCUCCCCCUGCUGACUCCCAGGAACUGAUCACCCUGCUACUCAGACAGAACCCUCUGGAGAGGAUGGGCACAGGUAGGCAUAAGUUGUGCACAACACAUGCCACACACAAAUACAAUUUUCACACUACUGAGCCAAGCUGUACUGGGCUGGCCUGGUAUCGGACAAUGUAUAAAGAAGAUACCUAAGUCAGCAGAGUACAGUUCUGGCACAGUUAUGUGGGUUACUUUUAGUUUGUUGAAACUCAGCACAGGGCACAAAUGAACCUUUUUACUGUUAAGAGGUUGAAGGUGUUCAAAAGUUUACAACCAGUUAUGACCUACCAGGGAGCAUUCUCUCCCCUCAGUUAAAAUAGUCCAGUUACAGACAGUGGUAUAUUGCCAUAACUCUCCAUGUUCCUUCUCAUCACAGUGCAUUAUUUAAACAUACGGGGGGAUAAAUGGGGUCAACCAAAUAGGCGGAACAGUUUAUCACAUAACCACGCUGCCUUAUGAAUGGGCCCCCUCAUGAAUGCCGACCUGGACAAGGUCACACAUCAUCAGCGUCUGCGGAUCGUAAACAUUGUCCCUGACUGGAGACCACGGGCCGCCCACUUUUUGACUACGUCUAAAAUGGCACCCUAUUCUCUAUAUAGCCCAUAGGGCUCUGGUCAAAAGUAGUGCACAAUAUAGGGAAUAGUGGGCCAUUUAGGGUGCAGACUUUGUCUCCUGCAUAGCAGAUUCAAUCUAAUCAGGUUACACAGGACUGCAUUCAUCAGAGCCAAUCCCCCGGGUCGGGUCGAACCAUUCAGCAGGCGGCCCUCCGUCUCUUCCUCAAAGGUCACCGGCAGGAAAUUGCACUGCAUAAUUUAUGGCCGGUGAUACGACUGUUGGGUGCCGGCCAAUGAUAAAGCGAGGAAGAAAUGUUAGCGUCUGCACUUCUUCCUUUUGUGUUGGGGCAGUGGCACCACUGUACAAUGUCAACCUUUAUCUUAUGUGUGCAAGAUAUCUUUGUGAGUGUCUGUAUGUAUAUGCAUGUGUUCAUAAUGUGUACUGUAUGUCCAUCCAUCCUUAGGUGGUGCAUAUGAGGUGAAGCACCACCAAUUCUUCCACACUCUGGACUGGGACAGUCUGCUGAGACAGAAAGCUGAGUUCAUCCCUCAGCUGGAGUCCGAGGACGACACUAGCUACUUCGACAGUGAGUCUUCUUCCUGCUCUCAAAAUGUACACUAACCUAUAUUAUAGAAUACAGCCACUUUGAAAGUGAAAUUUAGGAAAGAUGGUGACUGUUUUAUCCCCACAGCUCGAUCAGAUAGGUACCAUCACCUGGAGACAGAGGAGGAAGAGGAGGAUACCAAUGAUGAAGACUUCAACGUGGAGCUACGUCAGUUCUCCUCCUGCUCUCACAGAUUCUCCAAGGUGGGUUGUCAUUCUUUCUCUUUGUACUUUCUCUCUCGGUCUCUCUCACUCUCUCUCUCUCUCUCUAAAUUACAAAACAUUCGCUCAAGGCAUUACUGCUCACUCACUUCCAUAUCACUCCAUAUGAUUGAAAAACAGUGGUGGAUCAAUGAGGUAGUUACCUUCAACAUAAAAUGUAUGUAGUUCAUACAAAUAUCUGCAAUGCUUUCAAUGAAAACCCAACAUGAUUGAUUUGUUAUCAUAUGGAAAAGACUAUCGUUUGGUCCAUAAAACAACCUUUGCAUCUUUCCCCCCAACCCCCUGCAGCAUGUUAUGUAGAGCUCGGCUUUGCAUACAUUUUCUGCUGCAAAUCAGAUCUAUUUUGGUAGAACGUAGAACACAAUGCAAACACACACACAGAGACUUGCACGCAUUGUUGUGCUGCAUUGCAGUACGCUAAGCCUCUGAAAAUAAUGCACAAAGUGCCUUCGAAGGCGGGAGAAUGUCUCAGAGGAAGAGUUUUUGUUCUGUUACCUACCUAGAUCUUUUUGAAUUUUUGUUACCCACCUGUUUUUUGUACACAGCCUGGUAGUCUAACCAGUGGCUGCUGCCACUAUUUUGGAACCACUGACUAGUUUCUAUGGUAUCAGACUCUGUGUCCCAAUACUGAAGGGAUAUAUUGAUGAAAGUGAUGGUGUUUAGGUGUAGUAAUCUUGUCCUCCAUGAGGACAGUCUGUAAGGUCUCUGUCUGUGUGUCUGUCCCUGCAUGGUGUUCAGGUAUGUAGCCCUUUACACUCGUACCCAUAUACGGGUUGAAAAUGGCAGAUUUGGUUACUGAUAAACAACUAUAUUGGAACGCAGUGGCAGUACAGUAACAUGCUAUACAAGAGGGCUGUGACUAUACCAGUAUCACACAAAGCAGUUCAAACUCUUUGGUCCUUUAAAAACCUGCUGUAUGGAAAGUAUUGUGUGCUUAUACUUUGGAAAAUAAAUACAUGUGACUCUGGAUGACAACAUAAUGAUGUUUGUUUCCAACAUUAGGGCUGUUUUCCUAAAGAAGUUAAAUCCGCUUCGUGUUUUGUUUCCUUGCCACAAUACUAACGAGUAUCGCAAUACUGGUAUCGUCCUGGCCUUACUAUACAUAACUUAACAGCUCUGUAUGGGUUUUGACUGACAACCGUUCUGAACUUGAGCACGUCGCGCGACAAGAAGUUGCCCCCAUCCCUCCCUCUAAUUGGGCAACUUUUGCAAAUGUUUUGUUGUAUGAGUGAAGGAAAUGCUGUAAAUUUAAGAGGACUUGAUGUAUUUUGAAAGAUGUUGAGGAUUAUAAUAAAUACCGCUUUGAUGUGAUACAAGCAAGCCAAACAUACAUUGAGUCCAAAUGUGCACUUUACAUUUCCAUAUCAUAACUCAUGUCAUAUACAGUGUCAACGUUUAUGAUUACUAUGUUUGAUGUACAGUUACAAGAUGACAUGUCGUCAUAUCCUGUUUUUUCUGAACAGAAUGAGCCUAUUGCGAAGAAAAUUUGCCGCGGCACGCGCACCUUAAUGCACUCAUGACUCCUUUCUGUGCGCACCAAAAUUAUGAUGCGUUUCCCUGAAUUGCAUCGUGAAAGCCUAAAACUGUACAAUCUUAUUUUAUAACUUAGCUAGUCAUGUUGGCAAUAGAACAGGCUUUCAAAUUAUGCCCACCUGACCCAUAUUGCGAUUUCUAAUGGAUAAUUGUGUGAUGGCGAGGAUGCAGGGUUGUGUUCCAAACAAAAGAACUACAAGUGCACUUGCUCUGGUUCAAGUGUCAAACUCAUUCCAUGGAGGGCUGAGUUUCUUAAUGUUUUCGCUCCUCCCUUGUACUUGAUUUGAUGAAUUAUGGUCACUAAUUAGUAAAGAACUCCCCUCACCUUGUUGUCUAGGUCUUAAUUGAAAGGGAAAAACCAAAAAGCUGCAGACACUAGGCCCUCUAUGGAAUGAGUUUGACACUCCUGCUCUAGUUCCUUAACGACACAGCUAAGAGAAAGAAAAUACACUGCUAAAAAAAAUAAAGGGAACACUUAAACAACACAAUGUAACUCCAAGUCAAUCACACUUCUGUGAAAUCAAACUGUCCACUUAGGAAGCAACACUGAUUGACAAUGCAUUUCACAUGCUGUUGUGCAAAUGGAAUAGACAACAGGUGGAAAUUAUAGGCAAUUAGCAAGACACCCCCAAUAAAGGACUGGUUUUGCAGGUGGUGACCACAGACCACUUCUCAGUUCCUAUGCUUCCUGGCUGAUGUUUUGGUCACUUUUGAAUGCUGGCGGUGCUUUCACUCUAGUGGUAGCAUGAGACGGAGUCUACAACCCACACAAGUGGCUCAGGUAGUGCAGCUCAUCCAGGAUGGCACAUCAAUGCGAGCUGUGGCAAGAAGGUUUGCUGUGUCUGUCAGCGUAGUGUCCAGAGCUUGGAGGCGCUACCAGGAGACAGGCCAGUACAUCAGGAGACGUGGAGGAGGCCGUGCAGCAGGACCGCUACCUCCGCCUUUGUGCAAGGAGGAGCAGGAGGAGCACUGCCAGAGCCCUGCAAAAUGACCUCCAGCAGGCCACAAAUGUGCAUGUGUCUGCUCAAACGGUCAGAAACAGACUCCAUGAGGGUGGUAUGAGGGCCUGACAUCCACAGGUGGGGGUUGUGCUUACAGCCCAACACCGUGCAGGACGUUUGGCAUUUGCCAGAGAACACCAAGAUUGGCAAAUUCGCCACUGACGCCCUGUGCUCUUCACAGAUGAAAGCAGGUUCACACUGAGCACAUGUGACAGACGUGACAGAGUCUGGAGACGCCGUGGAGAACUAUCUGCUGCCUGCAACAUCGUCCAGCAUGACCGGUUUGGCGGUGGGUCAGUCAUGGUGUGGGGUGGCAUUUCUUUGGGGGGCCGCACAGCCCUCCAUGUGCUCGCCAGAGGUAGCCUGACUGCCAUUAGGUACCGAGAUGAGAUCCUCAGACCCCUUGUGAGACCAUAUGCUGGUGAGGUUGGCCCUGGGUUCCUCCUAAUGCAAGACAAUGCUAGACCUCAUGUGUCAGCAGUUCCUGCAAGAGGAAGGCAUUGAUGCUAUGUACUGACCCCCCCGUUCCCCAGACCUGAAUCCAAUUGAGCACAUCUGGGACAUCAUGUCUCGCUCCAUCCACCAACGCCACGUUGCACCACAGACUGUCGGCGGAUGCUUUAGUCCAGGUCUGGGAGGAGAUCCCUCAGGAGACCAUCCGCCACCUCAUCAGGAGCAUGCCCAGGCGUUGUAGGGAGGUCAUACAGGCACGUGGAGGCCACACACACUACUGAUCCUCAUUUUGACUUGUUUUAAGGACAUUACAGCAAAGUUGGAUCAGCCUGUAGUGUGGUUUUCCACUUUAAUUUUGAGGGUGACUCCAAAUCCAGACCUCAAUGGGUUGAUACAUUUGAUUUCCAUUGAUCAUUUUUGUGUGAUUUUGUUGUCAGCACAUUCAACUAUGUAAAGAAAAAAGUAUUUCAUAAGAUUAUUUCAUUCAUUCAGAUCUAGGAUGUGUUAUUUUAGUGUUCCCUUUAUUUUUUGAGCAGUGUAGUUUAAGACUUCCUUGAGUCUUAAAGGUGCAUCAAAAUUACUUAGCACACUUUGGAGAGGUGUGGCCACUUGGAGACACCAGUUAGUCCUCUCAUCAAACCCUUGUAAUUUAUUUGUCUUAUGUUGCACAUACCCCACAUUAUCCAGGAAUAUUCUUAUGUUACUGAAUGUAUCCAGAGCAUUUUCAGAUUUCAUUAUCAACAAAUGUGGCUAAAAGUACAGUAAAUGUAAAAUGCUAAUAAAAUCAAGUGUAAUGUUUCGAUUCAGUCUUGUCAGGUGAACUUUUGUCCUAAACUUUGGUGUAAUAAUUUUCCCAUAAUCUCCAAACUGUUCCCUUUCAAUUGCUACCAUUGUUAUGCAUAUGCUUUUCUUCUGUAAGAAACAUUUCAAUUUAGCCCUAUCCAUAUAGGACAAUUCCGACAUGUAAAGGAUGAACUGUCUGUGUGGUGUGUAGGUGUACAGCAGCUUGGACCUGUCCCGUGGCCAGCUGGAGGAGAAGGGAGAGACGGAGGAGAAGAAGAGUGAGAGCCCUCUGACUGUAGACUCUCUGAGCUGGACACCAGAGUUCACUGAAAUGUAAUCUCCACAACAUCCCUUCUGUAAUAUUCAAAUUAUCUGUUUUCACACACGUUUGGUACACUAUUAUUUAAGUUUGCCACUAUUGCAAGGUCUCAGAAUACAUUAAGACAAAGAUGGCAAUGCAUAACCCGCUUAUAUUAACCCAAUUCAUCAGUACAACAUCUAUAAUACAGUUAGCUGAUGGUGCUUGAUAUUUAUCCAUUCCUCCUUUCUCCCCCCAGGCCCUCCCUCUCCCAUUCCUCAGACACCGAGAGCCCCAGCAUGGGCCCUCGCCCACCCGGCCUGCUCCCCAAGUUUGCCAUCUCGGCCGAGGACGGAGACGAGGAGUCCCUGGUCCUGGGGGACCCCACCAAGUUGGCCUUCUCCAUAGGAGAGGAUGAUGCUGACGCAACCACCCCCGGGAGCACCCACAGCGGGGCUACCCUCUCUGGUAUGGAGGCUUGGAGCACUGGUUAGCGCUGAUAGAAGAUAUAGGGAUAAUGCUAAAGAAUGGGCAUCAUGUUGGGUGUUGAAGACUGUGGUUCAGCUGAUAUUCAAGAGCAGAAAAGUAAUGAUAUGGGUAUUACGUGGAGUUGUUUCAAUCUUUUUAAUGUGCCUGACUAACUAAAAGAAAUAUGGGACAUCUCUGACAUUGUACCUGUUCUUUUUUUGGUAAGUAGGUAGUUUCUCUGAGCACCUGGACAUGCAUCCCUCUAGAGGGGAGGGUGUAGACAGCCCUGACUCCUCCUCCAAGACCCCCAUGGACCUGGGAGGCCAGCAUGGCAGCCUGCGGCCCGAUAGACAUGGGGAGAAGCAUGGUGUUGUUGCCAAAGUCCCCAAGUCUAUCUCAGCUAGCGCCCUCUCCCUCAUGAUCCCUGGAGGUGAGUCAGAGGAUACACCCUACCCCUGCGAUCUCCAGCAUUUCGAUUUAAGGAUGGUUAGAGAGCAGGAUGGGGAGGGAGAGCUAGCACAGAACAAUGGACAGAGAGGAGUGUGAAAGAGAUGAGGCCAUUAGAUCUGUGUGAAAUUGGCCUGGCACGGCUCCUGCUGGGAAGAGGCUACAGUUUAUGGAGUGGCUGUGAAUGCAGUAGCGCAGAAGAGGAGCCUCUGAGGUAGUAGCUGAGAGAUACGCACCCUAAGGGUAAAUCCCUCAGGUCUCACUCCCAGCAGGGGCACAGUGAUUCCAGGCUCCCAGGCUACUGAGGGGAGAGCUACAGGAAGACCGAUCAAUAGAAAUUACAAUAGCGGUCUUUGUAUGUGUGUCUGUGUUUUAACCUUUAAAUGAACCUCCACUGGGUAUUUUGGUUUGAAGAAUUGGAGAAUUCACUCUAAAAUUAGGAUAAAAAUGGAUGGUGUGUUAUUUAAAAACGUCUAUGGCAACAUUUAUUUUGCUCUCACAAUGUAUCUGGCACAUUCCCAGAUUAGUCCCUUGAUUGUAUCACAAUUACCACAUUUUCCCUAGUAAUAAUGCCCUUCAUUAAUGUGUGUCUCUUAGUGAUACAGAUAUCAUUAGAAUUGUCUUUCUCAUUGUUCCAGAUAUCUCAAAGGCCCACUUUGUGAAAUGUACAGCCGUAUUUAGUCAUUUUAAAAUGAUUUAUAUUUGUCUGUCUUGCUCCAGAUAUCUUCGGGGUGUCCCCACUGGCCAGCCCCAUAUCCCCUUACUCCCUCUCCUCGGACCCCUCCUCUCGUGACUCCUCACCCAGCCGAGACUCCUCCCUCGGCGUCAUCAACCCUAGGCAGCCAAUCAUCAUCCACAGCUCGGGGAAGAAGUUUGGCUUUACGCUGCGGGCCAUCCCGGUGUAUGCAUGCGAUCGUGAUGUCUACACAGUCUACCACACAGUCUGGGUAAGAACUUUACUUUACUAUACUUGACUGACUUUGUCCCCAUGGGGAAAUUUUGUUGCAGUGUCAUGUAAACUCAGCAAAAAAAGAAACGUCCUCUCACUGUCAACUGCGUUUAUUUUCAGCAAACUUAACGUGUACAUUUUUGUAUGAACAUAACAAGACUUGUAUGAACAUAGUUUAGACCAAACUGAACAAGUUCCACAGACAUGUGACUAACAGAAAUUGAAUAAUGUGUCCCUGAACAAAGGGGGGGGGGUCAAAAUAAAAAGUAACAGUCAGUAUCUGGUGUGGCCACCAGCUGCUUUAAGUACUGCAGUGCAUCUCGUCCUCAUGGACUGCACCAGAUUUGCCAGUUCUUGCUGUGAGAUCUUACCCCACUCUUCCACCAAGGCACCUGCAAGUUCCCGGACAUUUCUGGGGGGAAUGGCCCUAGCCCUCACCCUCCGAUCCAACAGGUCCCAGACGUGCUCAAUGGGUACAGGGGGUGGCUUGGGUCUAAAAUUAUUUUGGGAGCCUUUUUGGAGGGCCUUGACCUUAAAGAUCUCAUCCAGGCCUGUCUGUUUGACUCCAAGUACCUUGCUUGCUGUGGUGAUAAUCCUUCUCAUCAUAUUUCUCUGGCUGACAGUGGCAUUGCCAAACCAACAAACAAUACAAAAGUUAAAAUACUCAGAGUCAGUUUAGUACAGUUAACAUAAAAAAAAUCCCUGCUUUUUGAGAAAGUACAGUCUCUGUUGACUCUUUUUGUAGAUUAGGUCUGUACUUUUACUCCACUGAAGCUUUCUUGUCCAAGAGGACACCCAGAUAUUUGUAUUCCUCUACAAUCUCUAUGUUCUGACAUCUGAUAGAUGUUGCAGAGGAAGGUGUUGUACGCUUCAUGAAGUCUAUGCACAUCUCUUUGGUCUUGUUGGUAUUGAGAACCAAGUGUGAUUGGUCACACCACUCUACAAAGUCAUUUAGGACCAGGCCAUGGUGUUCCACGUCAUCAUGCAACAGGCUGAUCAAGGCAGUGUCAUCAGCUAACUUAACAAGGUGUCUGUCAGGAUGGGAACUAGUACAACUAUUAGUGUACAAGAUGUACAGGAGUGGGGACAAAACAAAUCCCUGAGGAGAGCCUGUGUUGGUGGUGCGUAUGUCUGACACGUGGGGACCUACUUUGACCCGCUGUGACCUCUGGCUCAGGAAGCCACAAAACCAGCCCCCCAUCUAAGGAGAAGUCCCUUAUGAGUCUCUGUGCCAGAAUGUAAGGCUGGAUUGUGUUGAAGGCAGAAGAAAAGUCAACAUACAGAACCUGACAUAAGGUUUGGUGCCCUCUAGACGUCUAUAGACCAUGUUGAGGAGAGGAAGAAUGGCAUCAUCAACUCCUCUGCUCGGCUGAUAGGCAAACUGAAACGGGUUGAGGUGCUUCUGGGUGAUGUUGAGAAUAUGACUUUUCACAGUCUAACAAGCACAGUCUAAUAUCUAAUGAAGCACUGGUAAAACAGUACACUUCUGUUGGUACAACAAGUAGUCACUUUCAUCUGUGUUAUUAGAUAUUGAGUAAUAGGUCUAGUGGCUGUAUUCAAUUAAACCUGCACCAUGGGAAAACAAUGUUUUGUUUUUGUACUGCAAUAAUGUCUCAUUACUGAGGGGUGAUAGAUACAGUAGCUAACAGUGUGUUUCUGUGUGUUGUUCAGAGCGUUGAGGACCCGGGUCCGGCCCACAAGGCAGGGCUGAAAGCUGGUGACCUCAUCACUCAUGUGAAUGGAGAGACGGUCCACGGCCUGGUCCAUACUGAGGUGGUGGAACUGCUGCUCAAGGUCAGAGAACCAUUGGAUAUAAAGCUUUCAUCAGAUAUAACUGAUAGUAACAAUUGUCCACCAUUACGUCCACAAAAGGUUAUGAUGUAAUCGUAUAAGCAUAAGGUAUUUUAGUUUGUAACUUGAUACUCUCAUGAUGGAGCUCAUAUAUUUAAGCAAUAAGGCCAGAGGGGGUGUGGUAUAUGGCCAAUAUACCACGGCUAAGUGCUGUGUCCAGGCACUCCGCGUUGGGUUCGUGCUUAAAAACAGCCCUUAGCCGUGGUAUAUUGGCCAUACAUCACAAACUCCCGAGAUGCCUUAUUGCUAUUAUAAACUAGUUACCAACGUAAUUAGUUACCAAAAUAAAAGUUUUGUCGUACCCGUGGUGUACGAUCUGAUAUACCACGGCUGUCAGCCAAUCAUCAUUCAGGGCUCGAACCACCCAGUUUAUAAUAGACUGUUUAUCUAGCGGUAAUUUAAUUUAUAGUCCAGCUCACUUUUUUAAAUCUAAUCCUGUUUGUAGCUUCAUACUCUCACAAUGGAGCUAAUUCAUUUUGGGCCAGUUUAUUUGAUGUAUCUGUGUCUGCUUCCUUUCCAGAGUGGCAGUAGGGUAGCCAUCUCCACCACUGCGUUUGAGAACACCUCCAUCAAAACAGGGCCUGCCAGGAGGAACAGCUACAGGAGCAAGAUGGUCCGACGCACCAAGAAGCCCAAGAAGGAGAAGACACAAGAAAGGCAAGAAUUUUGUGUUUGGUUUUGUUAUUUUCUAUACGAGAAACCAUUUUGUUAUUAGAUAUGAACCAAUUAACUAAAUCUCUGUAAGUCUGCUCUGUAGAGGUCGCUAGUAAACUUGUAUAUCUUCCAUGGGUUCCAUGUCCAGAUUUUGUCAUAUACAGUAUAACCACAGGGUGUAGCUGUGGCUCCUUGCAACAGUGCUAAAACUCCCUAUGUCUGUCAGUGCUUGACAAUGUCAACCCACAUCACGUCAGUCUUAAGUUUUUAAUUUCGAAGAUCUUACUGUGGCUUUCCUUUUUCAUUGACUGAAUGGUUUUAUUGAUUACUCAGGAAUAUUAUAUACAUUGUUAUACCUCCAUUUUAAGAACAAUGAUCAUAGAUGUCACAACAACACUACACAUAUCUAUUUUCUACCUACAAAAAUGGCAUUUUCUAUGGAAAAUUUUUGCUUGGCCCUAUAGGGGUGGACUGAUUCAGUGUCUUCUCUCUUCUUUCCGCUCUUGGCCAGAACGCAUAUAUAGUAAUAACACAAUUUUAAGGAUAAUUAUCUUAGAUUAGACCAUCUAGAGUCUAGACCACAAAUAUAAUCUAGUGAGUGCCUGGGCCUCAUAGUGAAAGACUGACCAUGUCUUCUCUCCUCUCUCCCUCCAGGCGACGGUCUGUGUUCAGGCGUUUUGCCAUGCAGCCCUCCCCUCUGCUCCACACCAGCCGCAGUUUCUCCUCAUUCAACCGCUCCCUGUCCUCUGGGGAGAGUCUCCCAGGUUCCCCUACUCACAGCCUGUCUCCCCGCUCCCCCACUGCAGCAUUCCGGCCCACCCCUGACUUCAACCAGUCAGGUGAGAUUAACCGUCUAUAAUUGUAUUAAUCAAUAAAAUACAUGUGGUGUGUAUCAGUAAAACAAUCAAUGUUUGUUAAAUUAGGAUGAAUGUACAAUAUUUACCACUAUAAAAGAUUAUUAGUUGAAUAACGUCCUUCCCUCUGUGUUUCCAGGUGGCAACUCCUCUCAGAGUAGCUCCCCCAGCUCCAGUGCUCCAAACUCCCCCGCAGGCUCCGGCCAUAUCCGUCCCAGCACCCUCCACGGCCUGGGCCCCAAACUGACUGGCCAAAGGCUCCGACAGGGCCGUCGCAAGUCCGUCGGCAGCAUUCCCCUCUCCCCUCUGGCCCGCACCCCAUCCCCAACCCCCCAGCCCACCUCCCCGCAGCGCUCACCCUCUCCUUUACUCAGCCAUGGGUCCAUGGGGAUCUCCAAGACCACCCAAGCCUUCCCGGUCAAGAUGCACUCGCCCCCCACCAUUGUCCGCCACAUGGCACGGCCCAAGAGCGCGGAGCCUCCCCGCUCGCCGCUCCUCAAGCGGGUGCAGUCGGAGGAGAAGCUGUCGCCCUCCUACACGGGCGACAAGAAGCACAUGUGUUCCAGGAAGCACAACCUGGAGGUGACCCAGGAAGAGGCCCAGGGAGAAGAGUUGAGGCCUGGGGACAGGGACCACCACACCCUGCAGAGUGUGGAGGAGAAGCCCUGCGAGCCUCCGGCCAUCACCCGGGUCCGGCCGGCUGAGCAGGGCUGCCUCAAGAGGCCAGUUGGCCGCAAGGUGGGCCGCCAGGAGUCUAUGGAGGAGCUGGACAAGGAGAAACUGAAAGCCAAGGUGGUGAUGAAAAGACAGGACUGGUCAGAGAGGCGAGUGUCCCUGCAGAAGCAGGACGCACUACAGGAGUCUGAUAUGUCUGGUGCUGAAGGAGGAAGAAGCCAGGGCAGAAGCCAAUGCUCAGAGACAGUCUCACUGGAAGGCAAAGCUGCCAGCACCACGGUAAAAGAUGUCCUGUAUAAGAAGCUGAACACUCGGGCCUGUGAGGGCAGCCCUGAACAACUAGUGGGCAAUAGCUCUGACUCGCCUCUGUGCUCCAUCCACCCUGACUGGAGCCCCCAGAAGACUGAGUGGCAGCUGUCCAGGCAGAGCAAGGAGGGUGGUAAGCCAGAAAGGCUGGACUUCAAGGCCCCCAACAUGGAGUUUGCCCGGAAGAGGCAGUCGUUCGAGGAGCGGGAAGACUGCAUGUGUCGACUCUCUCCCGUCAUUCAUGAGAGCCUCCAUUUUGGCUCCACCCGUUCCAAGAGUCUGCAGCUGGACUCGGCCCUGGCUCUAGACCACGUCAAGGGUACCAUGUGUAGCGUCCACUCCAGCCCUGAGGGCCUGAACCCCAAGAUAUUCCCUGGGAGAGGAGAGGGAAGCGCCGUGGAGAAACUCCAGCUCAUCUCCUCCAGUGAAGGCUCCCUCAGGAAGACCUCCUCAGAGUACAAGCUGGAGGGGCGUCUGGUCUCCUCCCUCAAACCCCUAGAGGGCACCCUAGACAUUGGCCUGCUCUCCGGGCCAAGGGUGUCUAAAACAGACACCUGCCUCUCUAAGAUGUCUGACAGUGAUAUUGGCUCGAUAGGGACGCCAAUGUGGCUGCAAAGCCCAGUUGAGCGGCAGGUGUUGAUUCCCCUGCUAAAACCCUCUGACAAGCAGAAGAGCCCCCCCACCAGUAUACUAAGCCCUGGAGCUGUUGUGGCCCUUAGCAGUCCAGUUCCGGCCAAAGAGGAAGCCAGUAUUUCCAACACUGGGCUUAAAUGCAGUAGCAGUGGUGAGAAGCCACACGACAGACCUAGUCACCAUGAACCCCCAAUGGCUCCCUCCAAUGCGGAGGUCUCAGACUUUGGUGGGAAACAAGAAAGCAGGUCCAGUAUGAUAACUCACGAUCAUAGGGCAUUGCGCCACAGCGCCCACUUCUCCCACUGUGGGAAGACGCCCUCCAUACGGGAGGUCAGCAACGAAGACCAGGAGGAGGAGGUGGAGCCACCACAAGAGACCCCAGCCCCCACACAGCAAAACAACACCGAUAUCUCCAAGACAUCCGAUACGGUUGUCAUUGCAAAGACGGAGAGUCCCAAAAAUACUGCAGCAUCCUUCCCUGCCUCAAAUGUGGAGGUUCAAGAAAUUGCCCCUCAUGCAGCUGUACCAGUGAAGCAAAGUUCAGAUUGUCAGUCAGGGCCUGGUUACCUGCAGAGCAAUGAGAAACAAAGACCAGCUGAGAAUACAAGUAGCAUCACUACAGUUGUACAAUAUAAUUUAGAGCCGACUUCAUAUCUGUCAAAGCAGCAGAUGGUAUACAGCAGUCCCUCGACAGUGACCACAACACAAACAUCCAUCCCUGCUCCAAUCUCUAGUCUUGGAGAUAUGAACCGAACAAGUGGUCAAAUGUCUAUAAGACAGCACUCCACAGCGAAAACCCAAAACUUGGACAAGGUUCAAAGCAACAGGCCAGUACCAAACAAGGCCAGUGAACCUGCCAGUGUGUCUGCUGUUGAGGAGCUCAAAGCUGCAAAUGCAGCAAGAGAUAAAAUGGCCGAAGUCAGAGAGACAAGUCCUAAAGUGUAUGUAAAAUGUGGCUUAUCUAAAGGAAUUGUGGACACUGCAACUGCUAAAACUGAAGCAACACAGAGGUGUGAUCAAAGUAAAGAUGCUUGUCCUAUUGGCAGUCGGGUAGCUAUUAGUAUUGUAGCAAAGCAAAUUCGAGAAGGUCCCACUUCACCAAAGACAAAGGGUAGCAUUGCAAAGACUGGAGAGCGAGAGAAGCCAUAUUUAACAAACCGACCUGCUGAAAAGACUUGGGUCAAAGGGGCUCAUGAGGCAGAAAUCCCAGUCUCUAAAAAGCAAACUGCUGAUGUAAAUAUCAAAGAGACGAGUCCUGUGCGGAUAGUGAAACAGUCACCACCAAGUCCUGCUUCAACAAAACAAACAACCUUCAAUCCCAAAACUAAGCCAAGAUCUGAGGAAGAGAGGGAGAGGUAUGAAGUGAAAACUCCUGCCCCAGUCGUCAAAGUAAGCCUGGAUUCAAAACAGCAAGAGUCAUCUCAGAAAACUACAGUAUCAAUGGUCAAAGAAAUCCCAGACUCAAAGCAGAAUGAACCCCUACUCAAAACCUUGUUCCAAAGCCACAUCGUCAAAGAAAGUUCAGACUCCAAACAUAACAAAUCUUUGUCCCUAACUCCUGUCCCAACCCCAGUUGUCAGACACAACUCUGACCCAAAACAGAAAGAACCAGAACCCCACACCUUUGCCCCAACCCCAGCCCAAGUCAUCAAAGAUAACCUGGACUCAAAACAAAAAUCACCCCCUCACAAAACCUCUGCCUCAACCUCAAUGAACUCAAAACAAAAGGAAAUCACUACUUCAACUGUUGUUAAACAAAUCAUAGACUCAAAACAGAAAUCCCCCCCUCACAAAACCCUUGCCCCAACUGCAACCCCAGUCAUGAAAGAGCCAGCGCCGGUCUUUGCUGCACCCCGACAGCAGGCACAGCAAGAGCCUCCGACCCGGGCCAGCGCUCCCUCCCAGUCUGCCCCUGUACCAGUCCUGCUGGCCCCAGCAGUGAGAAGAGAAGCACACCCACCCAACGGUGGAGCUCUCUCAGGCAGGGCCAGCGGCAGCACCGGACAGGAGGCUGUGGUCCAGACCUCCAGGGAGGAUCAGGGGAGGCCGAGGGUAGAGGCUCCCAGGUCAGAGGGCCUUAGGUCAGACUCUCAUAGGAGCCUGGGUGGGAUGGAUACCACAGGGCCAACACCCACCUCCACCUCCACCAGCAACAGGACCCCCCAGGCCAAACACAGCACAGCUGAAUCCAGGGUCACGAACUCUGAUAAACAGGUAGCCUGUAGCCGAAAAGAACAGGCUGACAAGAAGAAAAGGGAAUCUGCUCAAGAGGUAGCAUCUACACAGAAAAACACCAAGAUAGAGACUUCAAGAGUGGCUACCGCGGUGAAAGAGGGUUCAGGUUCAGACAAAGACUCGGCCCAACACAAGCAAACCAAGGAGUCGCCACGCAGCCCCGCUAACAAAGGAGAUGCGGAAUUUAAAAAA